GUCUUUUCUUCUCUUAUAUAGUUCCUCCUGUUUACGACCAACGUCUUCAGAGAAGCAGUUGAUUCCGGCGAUCUUUCUGAAAUACUUGCUUACCUCAUGAGGUCUUCUGACGUCAUUACUACCUUAAUAUUAUGUGUAAGUCGUCACUUUUUAUGAGUAGUAAAAAGUUUUUGUCAGCCAAUAUGAAGCAAUCAAAAUCCCGGUCAACAAGCCUUGGAAUCUAAAAUCUGUAAACAAAUCCUGAGCCUUUAGAUCGUAAUUAAAUCACGAAUUCAGUUCCAUAUUUCAUGUGAAAUCCAUUCAGUAGAAUCAGGGGCUCGUGUGGUAUGAUUCUUUUGCCGUUAUCUUACGAACUUAGCUUAAGUUUGAGUGUAGGGAUUGUGGAUUUUCGGGAGAAUUUGUUGUUUUAUCAUUGUCCUUUAAGUCCCUUUUUUUAUUUUUUAACAUAGUGAUGUUUCUAAAACGUUCGUUUCAGUUGUUGGUUUGCAGUGCUACAAGCGAGGAAGAUCUAGACCUGAAGUCGAUUUUGAGUCACCUGAAGAAAAUGUGUCUAGAAAACCCAGAUAACAAAAUUAACGACUCAGGUAUGUGUUCGUCGUCAUUGGACAGCAUGAAUUACCCAGCAGCCGGUUGAUUGAUACCCAUUCCUGACCCCAGAGUUCGUCAGCCCUUACUCGUGACAUCACAGUGACAGACGUUUAACCAAGCUGCAGGGAAACGGUCACAGGGAGUCAUGAGUGGAGGAGAAGGCCUGUGGAUAAGUAGACUAGAGCCAACUGUCAAAUACAAUAACCCAUUUUUCAGUUUCACUUGAAAAUGAGGCUGGAGUUGACCUUGUUUCGAUACAGUCCUCCUUGCUUCACAAUGUAAAUCAUGUUGUUCUUAUGCUAACUAGUAUUUUUAAGCAAAAUUUACAUUAGAAAAGGAAGGUGGUUUGCAUCAAAACAAGGUCAACCUCAGCCUCACGUUCACUCAAAGGCUAGAACACCAAGCCCACAACUGUAAAAUGGCAAAUUCGCCAUUUGCACAUCUCCCAUAAUGCACCUUGUUUGUCCCCCGAAAUUUUACAUAAGCCUUGUCUUUUAUUUCUCUUAAGACCACUGUCAUACCCAGGGGAAAUCAAUAGCAUAUACUUUAGGUUAUGCAAAGUUUGGGGGGAAAACAAGGUGUAUUAUGGGAGAUGUGCAAAUGGCGAAUUCACCAUCUUCGCCAAGACCAUAAUGCACCCUGUAUACCCCCCAAACGUUUGCAUAACCAUUGUGUUCUCCAUUGCAUAACGUUUGCAUAACCAUUGUUUCUCUUGGGACUACUGAAAUUCUCUGCAAGACCCGGAAAAUAUUAAUUCAUUGUCGGUACAAGUAUUGGAUAACAAGAAUGCAAAUAGCAUUAAAAACUGCAUUUGCUCCCUGUUUCGUAAAAAAAAUAUUUCUUGUUUCUGAUGUAGUACUUGCCAAAUAUAAAUAGUCACGGGACUUCUCCUAUGUGGUAGUUAAUUUUUUAUCUCAGGUAAUUUUUAUUUUUCCUUUGUUUCAACUUUAUUAGCAUACAUUACCAUACCCAUAAACAAAAGGAAAGCAAAAAUUACCUGAGAUAAAAAAUCGACUGCGACAAAUACAACAAAAAGUCUUUCCAAGGGACGUUUUUUCCAACGAAAAUAAAGUGUUGCUUUCUCUCAUUUAUGCUGUUUUUUUUAGAUGUCAAGGUCAAGUGUAAGUUAACUUUUGACAUCACUUGCUGGAAAGAAACACGGGCAGGUGAAACUUUUAUACAACCUUGCCCUUUCCUCUUUUAUUCGACAAAAGGUAAGCAGGUAACACUCAAUAAUACUCACCUAAAUUAAAAUACUGUAAAACGGGAAACAGAAACGUUCAACUUGUUUUACAACAUUGCUGCAAAACGAGUUGAAUAGUAGUCUGCCGCAAGCGUUUCAGUGAGGUUUCGGGGCAAAGAACGAGGAGCGAGAGUCAUAUUUGUGGCCCUUGUUCUAUUUUUCGCGCGGCCAAAAUCAAGAUUCCCAUUACUCGUCGUUCCUCGGUCAUUAGGGAGUUUAAAGGGACCUUGCGAAACUACGACGGCGACGGCAAGGAGAACGUCAAAAAAGCAAUAGGUUUAAUGAGCAAAACAACAACGCUGCACGUGCAUCACGCGUUUUUGUACAUUUCUUUGCAGUCACUGCACAACUACGACCUGAAAUGACCAAAUUUUAAGUUUACUUGAGAACUGGAACGGCAAGGCGAUAAAUUCUAGCAUCUCUGUCUAAACUCGGGCGCGGUUCCCUCUCUUCGGCUCCAACUAAAAUUUCCCUCUAUUAAGUAACUGGGCGAAUUGGGAUAAUCGCGAAAAGGUUAAGGUAUCUGCACAGGCAAAUUUGCACAUUUUUGCAUCAUUUUUAGUGGUUGUUUUAUGGAUAAUAUCUAUAUGUCACUACAUUGACAGUAUUCCUCAGUUCUUGAGGAACUAGAAUAUAUCAAAAUAAACUAUGUUAUGUCACCCAAAAGGUGUUAAUUUAAUUACCCCCUAGGGUGACACGGAAAGAGAAAAAUCAAAAUUUCAGAAGAAUCCUUAGAGUUAUUGUUAAAAAAGAAAUGUAACACAAAUAAGGACGUAAGAUAGAAUAAUUCUGUGUUUGACCACGACACAGCUCCAAUUAAUCCAGCCUCUAGGGCACAAUUUGCUAUUUUGUAAUUUGACCCAUAUUUUGACAUCAAUAACUCAGCUGUACGGCAAUUCUAACCUUUAGUCAAACACAGAUCUGUUCAUUAACAUGCUCUUUGUGUAUUUGCCAAAUUUCACGAAGAAAUAAUGAUCCAUUCCUCCAAAAAACUGGUUCCCGUAAGUCAAGGUAAAUCGGUCACGCGGUAAUUAACGUUUUUCCAGUGUGAAAAAGCUUAUUUUCUUCUCAAAAUCAACUGUUUUUCCUCGAUACUACCAUCACAGACCUUCUUGCCCGCCAUUUUGAAUCACCGCUGUGUAAAAUGCUCAUGGAAGCCUAAGAAAAUGCCAAAUGACCUCUCUAUAGCCCCCUUGGAUUUUGAUACGUGACCAGUUGCUAGGUGUGACGUAUUUCCGGAAGAUUCGUUACUCAGUGUCAGCUUUAAUGCAGUGAAGCGCGCCGAAGUAUGAAGAUUGAAGAAGAGUUUUAUUCAAAAUUGAAAAGAAUUGCUUCUGUAAAGUGAAAGAAAUUGGCAGAAAAACAGACCAGAGGAUUAGAGGCCAAGAAAACGUUUUACUCUCCCGGCAAAAUUGUCAGAAUAUAUCAGGUGGGAAGACACACCGAUGUAAUGUAAAUUUAAAACAAUAUUAAGCCCUGGAAAAUGGAGUAUAUUUCAAGAACAUAACGAAUUUUGACAAGAAGCAAGUAAUAUUAGUCAUCACAGCUUUAACAGAAGGAAGAAAAAUCAAGUUGGACAUACAGCGGCUGUAGUUUGUCAAUGAAUCCAAGCAGUGAAUAGAUUUUGUUCAGCGCAUCAAUAGAACUUGGUGCUGGAAAGAGGAGUCAAAUUGCGCUCCUGCCGUCCAUUUUCUUGGUAACGGAAAUGACAAUUUUUCUUUAACUUCCGGUAAAUCAGUCAACUUUUGAGUAGAUUUUCUCUUUAAUGCGAAGGUAUAUUCAAAAAAGAACACCAGACAUGCAUAUUACAUCAUCUGAACUUACUGUAGAAAGAUUUUGAGUGCAAAAUAAAAUGUUGAAAAUUUGCCUGUGCAAAUACCUUAAAAGGAUGCGAAGUCUAUUUUUCAACGACGUUUUCAUGGAAGUCGCCGUUGUCGGAUUGUAAGGUCCCUUAAGAUACCACGACGGUGACGGCCACGAAAACGUCGCUUAAAAAGUGAAUUUGCGUUCUUUCAAUCUCUAACGCGAUAACUCCAACUCAUUUACUUUGUCAGAUGCAAGCGAACUCUUUUUGAGCCAAAUUCAUAAGAACCAUAUUCAAGGUCAGAAAAAGAAAGAAAACUUAGCCGUGGCUUGUUUACGUCCUCCAUGAAACGUGAAAUUGGGCAUUUUCCCGUCGUAGUGGUGCAGUGACGGCAAAGAAAUGUACAAAACAGCGUGAUGCACGAGCAGAGUUGUUGUUUUGCCUGUUCAACCUUUUGCUUUUUUGACGUUCUCGUGUCGUCGCCGUCGUGGCAUCUUGAAGUCCCUAUUCUUUGCCCCGAAACCACAGGAAACCGCUUGCUACGCAGACUAGUUGAAUAACGAUGUUGUGUGUCAGUUUACUAGCCUGUUGCCGGCUGCGAAAAUUUAUUUUGCAGAAAGUAGAGGGUAGUGCUACCAUUUGCAAUAAAAGCUGUUCAUAUUGCAAACUGUUUUGCAGCAAUUGACGUGAUUUCCGUGCAUGGCGUGACUCCCGCGUAAUUUUAUCCAAUCAGAAGUCAGUAUUCACGCAACUUGAAAUGCAAGCCGGGUAUCAACAUCGCUAUUGAACUCUUUUUGCAGCAAAGUUGCAAAACAAGUUGCACGCUUUGUGGCCUGUUUUACCGAAGCUUAAAAUGGCUGAGAGGAUCCAACCAUAAUGGCAGUGGCAUAUUCUCAAAUAUACCUCUACUUUUUGCCAAGGCCUUUUUCUGUUUUAUAUAAAAAAAACGAAGCGUUUCUAUUCUUUUCAGACAACGUUUCCCGGCGAUGCGAUGAGCAAGGAAAAUGGCAAAAAAUUAACAUCACGAACUGUCACAGAUUGAAACCAAAAGAGGCUGUUGAUACAGGGAAAAGGAUUCAGUCUAACAUAACCAUAACAGAUAAAAAGGUAAAGGAAGUCUUUAGUGACUUUUGUUGUAUGUAGAGCAUCACUAUAUUGCAUGUGUCUGCACGUUGCACUUAGCCUGUAAGCAAGCUCUCCAUUUCGGGAUAUCGUGAAAAAUAGACGCGCGAGAGCAGACGCGAAGGCAGGGGCCUGGGAGAGAAAGGAGAGCUUGCAACGAUCACUCAUAAAUUUUCAAUUCCACCCGGGAACCUCGGGAUUCCGCAAAGCGUAAAAACUGUCACCGCAAACGUGCCGCAGCUUAUUGUGUUCACCACAAAUGGUUCCUCUCCUCAGCCACUCUCGCUCGCACGUUCUCGCGCGUCUCGCUUCGCUCGCCCAAAUGGGAGAGCUUUUUCUUAGGAUACGUUGCAGAUCGCAUUUUUUAUCAGGAAAAUUGAAUGGUCUACGUUGCACGGUACACUUUGUAAAUGGCAUCAGAUAUAAUCUGUAGUGCAUUAAUAGGCCAUUUGCACUAAGAGGUCAUGUGACAUUAUUUUUAUAAAAAUGACAGUUUUAUGAUUUUGCCUUCGAAAAAUGAUUAGUGGAUCAUAUCUCAAAGAAAAUAACAGUGGUUUUGUUUUUCAAACCCCCACCAUAUUAAAAUGAGUAAGUUCGUGGCUGGUCACGUGACCAAAAUGUGAUUUUUAAAUUUAUGAAUUACCUCUUUCUGAACACAAACAUUGCAGUUAAACGUCGAGGAAAAUGUUGAAAAGAUGAUGUGGUAACGUUUACAGCAGUGAGCGAAACUAUCAAACGUUUAACAAGAUAUAAGCAGAAAGUAGUUGUGGCUGCCUUGCUAGAGGGCAAAAGUAUGCCCUCCAACAUGGCGGCCAAUACAAAUCGAACCAUUUUGUUGAAAAAUCAAAGUGCCAUAAAACAUCUCCCUUAAAUGCCUUUCCUCUCAAAUUUCGGGCGUAAGAUAAUUUUUAUGUGCUCUGACAAUUUUUGGCAUCAGCAAGAUUUCAACUUAUUUUUGAAAGGAAGCAUUGGUCACGUGACCUCUUAGUGCAACUGGCCUAUUGUUUAUUGCAUCCCCCAUACAGCAUAGUCAGCAUAUAGCGGUAUGUAACAUCAGAGAUAUAGUGUUUGUUGCGUGUAGUUACAAGCCACAUAUUGCACCAUGAACAUUGGCCGUUUGCACACCAGAGACGUAUAAUUCAUCUUCAAAAUCAGUCAAAAUUGACGGAAAAACAGAUUCAUGGAUAAAGUCAGGUGGAUUAUCCAUCCAAAAUUAAGACCGUUCCAUUUUCAGAUGAAGAAGUAUUAUCUGUCUGACGCGAAUUAUCAAACAGAUAAUCUGUCUCUAGUGUGAAUACGGCCAUUAUGUUGCAUCAGAAAAAUAGCAUGUUGCACGUCUUGCAUAAGGCAUCAGAGAUAUAGCGCACUUUUUUUUACCUUGCAUGCUCAGGUGUUUAUUGGAAGUGCUAUGUUGUAUGUUGCUUGCUGUGUCACUGUGCAUAUUUAAUAACAGGUUUAGACCAUUUUAAAUGGAUGGAUCAUCGUAAAUUAAAUCGUUGUCCUGACGACCGUACCCUACAAAAGAACCGAACACACAAUGUAUCGUAUCAAGUGCGCUAACAAAAAAAGGAAUAUGAGACAAAAUUCUCAAAGAAAAUAUAAAAAAGAAAUAAAUGUUUAAAUCUGGCACGGCAUGUCUAAGUUUCAAAGCAAUAUUGGUUAAUUAUUUUUCAGGAUGAUUCUCAUGAGGAUCGUGUAAAGAAAGUUUUCGUCGCUAUCAGCUGGAUGGCAUUUUUUGUUCUUCUUCCUACUUUCGUAAUUAUAUGCAUUGUAAUGUAAGUUUCUACCUCUGUCUUCUGCUUAAUAUGGACCCAAUGUAAAAGUGGCUGCUUGAUUAUUAAUCUUUUGUUUAAAUUAAUAUUAGCCUGACUAGCCUCGCUUGAAAUAACGUAUUCUUUGAAUUUUGUGCUGACGAACGAGGAUAAUCAGGCUAACUUUAAUUUAAACAAAAGAAUAUUAAUCAAGCAGCCACUUUUGCAUUUGAUAUUUUUGAUUUAGGAGUUAUUAUCCUUAUUUAUUAUUAUUAUUAUUAUUGUUAUUAUCAUCAUCAUCAUCAUCAUCAUCAUCAUCAUCAUCAUCAUCAUCAUCAUCAUCAUUAUCAUCAUCAUCAUUAUCAUUAUCGUGACCAUUAUCAGAGCAAACGUCGCACUGGGACAAGAACAAGAUAAGAACAACAUAGGAAAUUACCAUUUAAAAUAAUGUAUGCCUUUUGUUUGUCUUGUCCCAGUGCGAUUUUGUUCUCCAGCACGGCGGUUUUGUUCCACGUGUAUGGCUAGCUGCAAAGGGCCUAUUACAGAGGGAUAUAAGACCUUUGUAAGGUUAAUAAAAAUGUAUUGUCUAUUUUGAGUCACAAGUUAGUGGGGAAACACGAAAUAAAUCUGAGUUCUCAAUGAGAUUCCAAACAAUGACCUUAGCUUCUGAGAACUCGGGAAAGACGAUCCUGUUACUGAGAGCCAAAGAGAGACCGUUAAGCGAGCCACGCCAUAUACAAGGGUUAAAAGUGACAUGCUGGCGUGAUUCCUGCAAACCUCGUGCUGUUAGUCUGGUACAAAGCGUCUAAUGUCCUAAACAGACACUAUGCAGGUGAUAACAAGUCUUGCUGUUCUUACAGACAUUUCUCCGCAACAGGGAAAUCUUGGUCACUCAGUGGUGCAUUAUCAGAAUACGUAUCUUUUAGUUUAGAUUUCAUAAGAAGUCUAAUUUAUGGCUGGAUUUAUCAGAGAUCAUUAGUGAUAAGUUUGUAACUGGCCAGCUGCCUUCUCUGCCUAUCAAAGAGAAUCCCAAGGAGAAAAGUUUGUCAGAAACUCACUUAAUUUUCGUGUUGUGGAUGCGAUUUCUUUCACUUGUUUAGUAUGCAGUAAGCUGUUUUACGCAUGGGAAAACUGCAUGACAAGAAAUACUUUCUGUUUGUCUUUUUUGAAUAGGAGAAAGAAUGCCCGGUUCACUUUACACAAGAAUUUAAUCCUCGCUUUUAUUCUACGCACCAUCACAUUAUUUAUUCAUUACUAUGGAAACAUGGGAGACAAGAGCUACAAUAAGGUAAUGUUUUCUUGGAAUACAGUUGGCCAAUUUGACGUGGGAUUGUGUCGAAUUUCGUUGUGGAACUAAUUUGGGAACGAAUUUUUAACCAGGUUCCUGUGCAACGUUCGUAAAAUCGGAAAUGGAGCCUAGUUCGCCUAGGUCUAAACUUUUUCAAUAGCAAAAGCUAUGAUAACUUGCUGAUUUUUUCAUUGUCCUGGUUCUCUUGCGUUGUCGUUGGCUAGAGUGAUAACUUUGAUUUGAAAACACACCAACCCUAUCUUUCUAUCACAGGCCGAGGCGAUCAUUUUAAGUCGAUGAUUGUUUUUCCACUCUGUUUUUUGUUUGUUUUAUUUCAGACGGUCUGCAACGUAUUCUGGGUAUUGAACCGCUACUUUGCAGCUUCAGAAAUCACGUGGAUCCUAAAUGAAGGAAUUUUUCUAUUGCGCAUGCUUGUGUAUCCCUUCGACAACGAGUCUUAUUUCUUGUACUACUUUGUCUUCGGAUGGGGUAGGUUAACCAUCAAUGAUUUUUAGUGAUCCUUUUCUUUUCUCCAUAACCAGAUUGUAGCGUGCGAGUAGGUGUGCAUGCGCGUGAGAGAGUACGUAGUUACUUGAAAGAGACUAAACGCCGCACUAACCCUGCACAUAUGAGGAAAGAUAUCGACAAAUGUGUAGGCUUUUGUACAUUAUGGUAGCAUUUUUUCGUGCAAUUUAGUGACGCAAAAGCAUUGAGCAUUAUUCGAGCAUUUUAGAGGCAUUUUCCCCGGAAAAUUAAUUUUUCCGAGAAAAUAAAGUGAAGAAAAACUCAAAAUUCACAAAAACCUAAUACAGCUGGUUUUUUUGGCUGUAUUUAUGAACAGGAGUCCAUGUCCCAACGAGCUUUUUGUAAGCCUUUGACAUUUUAAAGAAAAUGAAGACUAAAACUCAAAAUUCACAAAAAAAUUUCUUUUUAGGGACAAAUUCGAGGAAAAAUCGGCCGAUACAAACAAUCGGUGGGUUUUUUUAUUUUCAAGUCUGUAUUUUUUAUGAACUUGCCCUGUAACGUUUUUCUAACGUUGUUUUCAACAACAAUACGCUCCAGCCAAUGGCAAAGCUUGCCCAGUUUUUCGCAACAUAAUCGUUUUUUUUCAGUGACGUAAAUUUGCAAGUUUACGGCAAGUAAACUUUUUCAAAUAAAUAAUUUUUGAUAAGAAAAAUUUCCGUUGGUAUAAUGGGCAUUAUUCGAGCAUUUUAGUGACUUUUUGGGGAACUUUAAAGGUGCGAUAAAAUAUACUUUCUACGACUGAGGAUUUUUUGUGGGAAAAAAUGGAGUUUUUCAUUUUGAAGGGGACAUAUUGUCCCCUUGGCCGUUUUUUUAAGAGCAUUUUUGGCGCAAUGACGCGGGCCUGGCUCAAACCCCUGUAAAGCAAAAUAAUUAAAAAACCGUUGGUAAAUUUUAGUGACUUUUGGGGAGACUAUUUAGUGGGAAAAUGGAGCAUUAAGGUGGAGCAUUUUAGUGGGGAAGCAAAAGCAUAAUGUACAAAGCCUACAAAUGUGGCACCCCAUCGUCAACAAUGCAGCGCUUAUUGAUCUUUGUUGUUCUUUUGAAAUUGUGAAUGCUGAUAUGACUGAUUGGAAGGGAACUAAGACCUUUAAAACUGACUUUUAAAACAUUCUCAUGCAGGUGUUAUGAACCGAGUAGUAAUAACAACAAUAAUAAGCGAAUUACACAAUAGCCUGGGACCUAUAGUCUCGGACGCAGCCUUUUUCUGUUUUGUCACGCAACGCUCCUCCUCAUAUGAGGACAAGCGUUGCGUUGUGUGACGGCUUCGACGGAGACUACGUGGGACCAGGUUUUCUAGAUCCCCCCUAAAUGGGUCGCUUUACUCUUUUUAAUUUAUUAAUUAACUAUUAAUGAAUGAGGCUGAGUAUCUUAUGAAGAAUUAUUGAGAUCGAGGAGGGUGUUAUCUGUCGAGGCAGAUAACACCCUCCGAGAUCUCCAUAAUUCUUCAUAUGAUACGAAAGCCGAAUUCAAUAACUGUUUUAUUAUUGAUUCAAAAUAAUUCCAAGUUUAAAAAAAUAGCUAAAACAAGCUUACCUCCAUCGAUGUUAAGUUCAUCUUCGAUAGCGCACGUUUAGGGUUGUUCAGCUCCGCAAAUAUUCUCCAAAUAGCAAAUGUCGCCCUUCGAGUUGUCUUUUUGCUGUUCUUGCCAUGUUUUUAGCUAUUGUUUCGCCUAGUUCUUACUCUUGAAACGAGUGAAAUGUCCGCCAUUUUUUUUUCACAACCAAAACAACUCAACCUCGUCCCCAGGUCUUCUCGGUUAACUGUGCAUUAACCUGCUUGAAGGCUGCACUUUUGACGUCAUCGGUUCAUUAAUCGCAAAAUUCUUCCAAAUUUGGUCAUCAGUAGCUGGUUAUGGUGAAUUAUGCGUGUUCUUUUAGCCAAUCAGAACCGGAGAAAUAUUUGGAAUAAAUAAUAAUUUAACCGUUAUUUUUCUUUUUCCCCACUAAGGAGCCUGGUCCCGGGACAUAACUCUCAAAUGAGCUUGCACCUACGAGUCAAAAAAUUUAAUAAGCGCCGCGAUGUUUUUUUUUGGAGUAAAUGCCGUACGCACUCGGAUCUAUGCAUACAAGCCUUGCGGUCAAGAACAACAGAGUCCUCCUAUGACCAGGGCUUAAUCACUUCCGUUUAGCGACUAGCCUGCGACAAGCUUUCAUUUGGGGGAUAUCGUGAGAGGUCACGUGUGAAGGGGAAGAAAGAAGAGAUUCCAGAGCUUCGUCAUUCGCUUGCGUGUUCUCGCGCACGGCUCACGUACUCGAAAUGGAGAGCCUGCUCGCAGGUUAUUGCGUAUUAUUUUACUUCCUUUUUCACCAGCUCCUUCCUCAAGACGGACCUUUUGUUCUUUAUUUCUGGCCCCCAGUGAUUCACAUAUAUGGCGCUAAAAAUGUUUCCAUCAUGAAAACGUUGCGUUAGUGAAAACCUCAAAAUAACUCUAUGAAGUUAAAAUUGUGAUUGAAGAGUUUGCGUUUUCGUUAAUAUUCUCGCAAGUGAAAAAAUAAAAAUUUGCAAAACAUCAUCAUUUACUCAAAGAAAAACGGUCAGCUAACCAUUAUAUAUUUCUUAACUGUCUAAGAGUCCUUCGUAUUUUUUUUAAUCUUUGGCAGGUUUUUCCGGCGUGUUGUUGUUCUGUGUCUACCUUCCCUAUUUUCAGUUCACAGUUGCAAGAAAUAGCGAAAGGUUAGAUGACCUACUCACUAAUUAAACUCGUUUAAUUUUAGGGUAAGCCUUAUUUGUUCAGUUUUGCCGUGAAUAAUAUGACCUCUGAAACGACUCCUUCACUGAAUAUUUGUGUGUACUGCUUGAAAGAGGGAUUUUUUAACAUUUCAGUCUCAGAGUUUGCAAUGCAAGUAUUAAAAUAACAUCUUAUGGGUAUGGCUAACACCAGGAGGUCCCCCUGGUUGGCAUUUCUCUUACUGAUUUACUGAUUUAUUCAAGUAUGGAAUCGCUGUCUUUCCUUACUUUACGCUAAAAAUGCUCGAGAGCAAAUAAAUAAAUAAUGAAAAAAAAAACCUCGGAAAUGCAAGCAUCUUGAAAGUUGGCCAGACGUGGAAGACUAGUUUACCCACCUUAAUUAAUUUUUCAAUUUAGCAACCGUGGCCCAGUUGUUCGAAGGCCGAUUAAGCGCUAACCCAGGGUUAAAUUUUAACCCGGGUCUCUUUUUUUUUUUAUCAAAAGCAUUUUCUCGGACAAUUUUCUCUAUUCUUUUUAGAGUAGCCAAUCAUCAAACUGUUAACAAAAAGAAUUAAACUGAAUUUGCUUUUUUAAGCUUUCAUAUCUGAAUUCAAACUUCGAACUAACCCUGGGUUAUCUUAACCCAGCUAUGAACAACUCGGCCCUGGCGUAUUGUUUGUCGUUUUGUUCUUAUAACAAUUUAAGUUACUUGUAAUUCACCCAAAUAUGUAAAAUAAAGUUUAUUUCUUUUUUCAGAUGCUGGGUGACUCUUAGUCAUAGCUCUCACAUGUUAGUGUUGUAUAUUCCGCUGACCAUUAUGUUAGUGGUAAGAUCAUUUUAUGCACCUGAAUGCAUGCAUGCAUAAACAACUACAGUAUGUAAUUAUCAUGCCUGUGAAGCAAACGCUCACUUUUUGUAUUCAGUGUGUAAUUUUGUGUUUCUUAUUUUCGUAGAUUAAUUUUGGAAUUGCGGCAUAUGUGGUGCAGAUGCUCACGAAAAAACUCAAACACUCCCACUCGUCGCACAUGAACUUAGUAAAGUAAGUGUAGAUGUAUUCUUUUGCUUACCUACUCAGUUUCCACCCUGCGCUGUGCCAUUAACUUCCGCUUUUGAUUACAUCAACCUGUAACUUUCUUGGCCUUUUUUUAAUAACAGUACAAAGUCCGUAUGCUUUCCCGCACUUUGGACCGAUUUCAUGUUCUUCAUCGUCGCAGAUAAAAGUUGUCCGCCUGCGCUUUGCACCAGUGCCAUGCUUUUUUGAGUGCGCAGCACCAGCCAAAGUAAAAGAUAGCUCGUGUCGCAGGCCCCUUAUGUCCAGGACUGGACGGAGGUAUUAAAAGAAAUACAGUUUGACCAGGUUGUUUGUCAUUUUCAUAGUGCUUCAUAUUGACCGAAUUAUAAGUAUUUCGGUAACCUUUGGUGCAUGAGGACACUCUGGGAUGGCUAUUAUAAAGAUCAUGCGGCUCAUAAGCCUUCCGGAUCCCGGACAUAUCUGUGGCAGGCGUGAAAAACGGAAAGGGAAUGAAAUGGAGCGAGACGAAAAUGCAACGGGCAAACGGAUAUUAUCCCGCCUUUCCCCUGUCACGCCCUGCAACGUAAACAAACAGAACAAGAAGACCUGCCCUCUUUUUUCCUCAGGUUCCCUCCCUCGUUGUUACAUAAAUGCCUGAUUAUUUUUUUCCGUUUGGUGCCACUCUGGGAACCUUGAACCGCUCUGCUGCAACAGAACAUUUCUUUAUUAUAUACUGAUUUAGACCUCGAGGGACAUGUUUGCUUUAAGAAUAUUCCUCAUCUCCUGAUUGCAUUGUCUCUUCUUUUUCAACCAACAGAAAAAGCGCCAAAGCCGUGGUGAUUCUAGUCUCUCUCCUAGGAUUAAUCUAUCUCCUAAUUUUCUAUCUGCCAUCAAAAAGCGGCGCUGAAAAUUAUUUUAUCGCUGUCGCUUAUCCGCUCCAGGUAAAUAUGCAUCAAUUGUAAUCAAUGAAGUUCGUUUUGUUGCCGUAAUGUACUGUUGUAAUAUUAAAACAAAGUGAAAAAAGAACUAGUUUAACACACAGGCAAGGAUGCCUUUGUUGUGACGUCUGAAGACUAAAGUUUUGGGUUUCUUUUUACAAGUAAUAGAGUCGGUUUUGCUUCUAACUUCGUUGCUUACGAAUUAAUGAAAACUACAUUGGUCGGAAUCACAAGCACUGACGUGAUUUGUUUAGGUCUUCCGCUUCACCUUCAAAUGUCCGACGAUCUAGUGUUCACGAGAUCGUUGUCGACGCGGUCAAAACUUGAGACUCCCACUCGCCUCAUGUAAGGGAACCCAAGAUAGUCUUGCAUUCUGGAUUCCAAGUACUGUAUUCCAGUCCUUGUCACUGAAACUUGGAUUCUGGAUUACAAUCGUUAGUCGGAUUCCGGAUCGUUAGUGGGUUCCACGAGCAAAAUAUUCCCGGAUUCCGGAUUCUAUCAGCAAACAUUUUCCGGAUUCCUUACCCAGGGAGACUCCCACGGUUUGACUUUCCGGCUAGAUCGUAAUGCUCUGUAUAUAUGUGCUUCUGUUUCCAUCGAAAGUGAAUUGGAUUAAUACCUGAAAGACUGAAGUGGUACGCCCUUCUCCAAUUUGUCAAAGACAGCCCGCAAGACAGACAAGCCCAACUGAAUGGCAGCUAUAUCUAGCUUUUCUUAUCCUGAAUGGAUUCUUUGUUUUAAUAAUUUAACUUCAAAUUUAACUUUCUUUUUUCAGGGCAUAAUGGUUUGUAUAUUUUGUGUUUAUCUGAGUGUGGAGUUCCGUGAAUCUUUCAGAAGGUACUGGAUGAAAUGGAGAUACGGAAUCCUAAUAGAGACGGUGAGCACGAACCUUGCGUGUUUUUUAAAUAUUUUUGAGACUACCACGAAAGCAUGCCAUGCUUUUUAAUUGGUUCUAUGUUCCGCUUUCAUUGCUUGAAAAAAUGACAUAAGGCUUUUCAAUCAGCCUCAAAGUUCCGGGCGGGGUGUACUUCCUUAUAUGGACUAUACGGGGAUGUUCCGCUUGACAGGGUAUGGUUUUUGUCCUCUCUGUCCUUAACAGGGUAUAUAUAAUUUCGUGUGAGUCUGUCGUACGAUUAUUAUAAACAGGGCAUUGCGUGUACGAUUGAGGUGAUUUGCUUGAUGAAGGUUGUUUGUACUUUAAGUAUGCAAUGACUAUAACGUGAAUUUGCUCUACUGCAACAUGUAAAUAGGCUUCAAAACAAGGCGGCUUGCAUUUUGUCCUUUGUCUUAAACAGGGUAAUAAAAUUUAGGGUGAGGGUGAUGUCCUAAACAAGGUCAGGGCUUCAAACCCUCAGCGGCUCACCGCGGUAAACGCAAAUGUUGGUCGAGUAACCCACCCCGGGCAAAACGUUAUCUCGCACACAGAUCUCACAUAACCAAGAAGGACACCUGGAAAAUUGUGAAGCUGUUACCAAACCACACUUGGUUCUUUUUUGCGAGGUUAGGGCUGAUGUUUGUGUUGAUCGCAUACAAGUUCUAUGAUCGCAUAAGUUGGUAAAAAAUGACAAAACUUUGUUUAAACUAGAAAUACGUAAAUCGCAGGACCUCGCGAAGGACUUUGGGGGAAUCAAAUGUUAAAUCAUAAACCAAACGAGUCCAACUUGCCAAACACGAGCAAAUCGUGAUCGUGGACAGCAGAGCCUCAAGUGAAGCCGAGCAAUUCUUUGGAAUAAAUACCUGGAAAACCCAUUCCUGUGCAAAGUUGAUCGGCUUCAACACCGCUUCACUUAUAGCUAUCCUCUUAAUAUCAGGUAAAUCGUCAAGCUUUUAAAGAGCUUGUAGUAACUGCAAGACAUUUACAUUUUAAUAGCAUGCGGUUGAUCUUACCUGAUCGUAACUGACUUAUUGAUUCACACUUUUUCAUCCCGCCCUCCUCCCCUACAAAAAAAAAGCAUUUACACAAGUGAAUGUUUUCAAUGUGCUUGCAUGAUCUGAAACGCAGAUUUGUCUACGACUUAACCAACCGCCAACAUAAUAGUGUACCAAUGCGAAACUUCAAACUACGAAACAUAAUUCCAUUCCAUGUUUCCCCAGUCCUCUGUAAGUCUAACCAUAUUUUCUCUUAAAUGUUAGAACCCGUACUCCGCUGCAGCACAAGACAUUGAACCGGGUCCUUCCGGUGAACAAGGAACUUCAGCAACGGUGCUAGGAACGGAGCAAUCAGAGGAGACACGUCUCUCAGCCCCCUCAAUUCGAUCCCUUCAAGAAUCAUCAAGGUAUUUCGUACCCCUAAAUAAAACUAGAGGCUAGUUGGUAACGGGGUUGGUAUACAGUCCGCUGGCAUAAUUUUUCAGAAAUGUGCGUGCUGAACAUUCUACCUACAUCACAGGGUCCAGAGGAGAUGUGUUUUUCGUUAGAACAUCAAAGCCCGUCGAAAACCUCUGAAAAAAUGGGUUAUUUUGAUCGCGUUACAGUUUCGUUACACAUUCUAUUGACCGCAAACCAAGAGACUGAGGGCUCGCAACAUCGGCUUACUCGGCACUUCGUAGCCUGCGAUCAUGCCCUUUCCCUUUAUCUCUGUAAUCUGCCUUCGGGAGGAGGGCAUGAUACAUUUCUUUCACAGAUCACAUGCAAAAAAGCCAGAAUCUGGACUUUUUUCUGAUUGGAUAGGAAACAAUACGGAUGAUUUGCGCUGUUCCGAUUGGCCAAAACGCCGCCAUCCGUUAGUUGUUGUUGAUUUCAGUCUGCAUUUUUGCUUGCGUAAUGAGCAGUGCACACGCGAGUUCGUUAUGAAAUUUCUGCCUGCUCAGUUUUCUUGCCAGUUUGAAAAAUGUCUAAAUAGAAAUUUCAUCCAUUGAAAUAUUUUCCAUUUCGUCGUAUACUAAAACUUGCAGUCAAAAUUUCCCGAUCAUUUGAAUUCAAUUUGAUACCGGCUACAAGUUACAGAAGCGACAAACGGGUUCACUUUUCAAAUAAUUAAUUCAUGAAUGGAAUCUUGACCUGGUUUGACUGUAAUUCCUGUCAUUCCUCCUUCAGGAACCUGGGAAUUAUUCUGAGCGAUCUUCGCUUUUACAACACUUUUCAGCUCGUGAAAUAUGGUGCUUCAGCCUAAUUUUUUUUCCGAGCUUUCGGCACAUAACGAAGUCAACGAGCUUUUACCUGAAAAUUCUUUAUUAUUUGUAGCUGUUAAAUCAAGGUACGGCAGCUCCAACUAGCAGUAUUUCAUCACAAAAAAAGAUUUUAAAAUUUUUCCUAGGAAGCGCCAUCUGAACGUACUUAAACGUUUUCUUUUCCCUAAAAGUUAUUUCGAAAGAGACAUUAUUCCCGCCAAAAUUUGAUUCCCUUCUGUUAAACGCUGAUUGGCUGAUAACGUGACAGGUCAAGCAGACGUUAGAUUAUGUAAAUUAGGGGGCGGUUGAUGGCUUGUUAAAUAAAUGUAUCAGGCGUAAUUUUUUUCCUUCUCGAGCCAAAGAAGCCAAAAAAAAAAAAAUUACGCCUGAUCUCAGGUUAGGCACUUCGUGCCUCGGUCGCCCUUCGGGCGACGUUCCGUGCGCCAGCGAGGAUAUGGCUUGCGGUUAUUGAUUUUUAAAAUGGCGAACAACAAAGUCGAUCUGGGUCAGAUAAGAAGCGAAGAAAUCGUUUCCAGUAGAUUCGUUAAGAUCUCAUUGGGUUAAUAAAUCGUGCUAAGACAUUUUACAAAGUGACACUUUAAAUAAGUAAUCCAUUUAUUCACACGAAACUCCUCUGGACCCUGUGCCUACAUGCUAUGCCAUGCCUACAUGAAACCAUACGCUUAACACUCUUGGAAGGCUUUGACCUGGUCCACACCGUCCACAGUGAUGCGUAUUCGUUUGAAGACGGUUUGGCCUUACGGUCACACUAAAAAAAUCAGAGAGCGUUUCGUAAACGGUUUCGAACUGGAACUUUUUGAAACUGAAGGACAACGUUUUAAUACGGACGGGUAACCAUGAAGGUUUUUGAAAAUGCACCCUUGCAGCUACUUAUGUUUGCAAGCUUUAAAGAUGGCGGGAAAGGACGGUAUUGAGAAGGUACGAGCCGAUGUGCGUAAUAUGGUGUGUUUAAGAUGACUUCGUAUGGACAGACGAUGAAAAGUAGGCGAAAACGCUAAUGUGGACGCACUGCUUUCCUUGCGGAAGCUUCCGUUGCUUCCCGGAGAGGGCCUCCGACCUUGACUGCGAUAUCAUUUCAACUUACUAACCCCAUCUAACGCGUCUUGGGACGCUCUUAGUACGUAAUUGAAUUUUACAAGCAAGUUGGAAUUUAACAAAAUGAGAGAAGUGUUAGAGACCAUCUCAAGUCUUCUAAAAAAAUCUCGAGUACAAGUAAACAAUGCGUGCUUUUUAAAUCUUAAUAAAACACUGGCUUUAAGUAAGAGCACGUGCUCUAUGAAAUCAUAAUAAUAGUGUUUAACCAAUCAUGUCAAAGGCGCCUUUAUUUCCUUGUGUCUUUUUUUUAAUCAAAAUGCACGUUCUGACAUUUUGAAAAGUAAUAGUUAUUUUUCCUACCCUUUAGGGCUGAAUUAUCCAAGAUACCUCCUCAAAAACCAAAGAAGCGGUCGUCACAGAUGUCGCUUAUCUCACGUUCAAGUGAUCUUACAAAAUUUCGCCUAAGAAAAGUUGAACCAGAGCCCUUAAAACCCUUGCGAGUACAGUCAGUGGGUCCAGAGGCCUGGUGCCCACCUUCGCUUCAAGAUGAGGCGGUUGCCUGGGGAGAGGUACAUUCUUUAGAGGUAAAAGACCAAGUGUAUCGAAGUUGUUUCCAGUAAAUUUAUACUCCAUACAACGUAUCCAGUCUCUGAAUGAAAGAAAGGCAGCACAAAAAGAGACGAGAGCAGGAGCCAAUAAUAGACCUUUUUACCGAUACGGCGGCCAUAUUGAAUUAAUUCGACUUAAGGAGUAUUAUGGGAUGCCCAGGGGGCACGAGCACGAUCCCAUAUACUCGCUCAGUAUUUACGCGCGUUUUUCGGGACAAUUUUUCCUUAAGCUUUCCUAUAAAAACGUUGUAAUUAGAAAAAUAGAUCGUUGUGCCGUGUUUGGAUGUAACAAUUAUCGCCUUUUUCCCCGAAAAAUAUACAGAGAAGUUCUCUUUUUGCCCGAAAAGCGCGCGUAAAUACUGAGCGAGUGCCACCUGGGCAUCCCAUAAUACUCCUUAAAUCUAAUGAAUUCAAUAUGGCCGCCGUAUCGGUAAAAAGGUCUAAUGAGAUGGAUAGUGUUGUGACCGGCUGAUUGGCAUGGGUUUGUCCCUUUGUUUGUCGACAAUCUUGGAGUGGAUUCAUUUGCAGCUUGCGAGUUUAGGCUCAAAAACACUGGAGAAUUCGCUACAAAUGAAUUCAUCCUUGAUAAGCAGGCUCAACACUAACAAACACUGCUUGCUGCUAACGAUCUUCAGCUAAUUUGUUAAAAAUGCUUAAAUAUGGGUCAUACUUAACAAAUAUAUACAUCAAGAACAGCCCGCGGAAAUAGGCCUUUUGCAUUAGUUGAUCACGUGAUCAACUUUCGCUGAACACGAAAACAGUUCGCUUUUGAAAAAUUUUGCUAGCACGAGCUGAAAGAGCAUGUUAAGAUUAGGUAACCUGUAAAUUUUCAGCCGUAUAUCUCAAAAGUAGCGAUUGCAAAGACCGCCGAAAAUUAGAAGGAUUUGUAUGAGGAAAACAACUUUUGCCAACCAGUCACGCUUGCAGACACUUUAGAUCAGGAAUAAGAAUCGUACUUUUAGCGUCCCUCCGCAGUCUCGCUUUCCGUUUUCAGCCUCGUUCCAGACCCUUCGUUUAACUGCUCGCGUGCAGUUGAAUUGACGCAAAAAUUCGGACUGUUUUGCAGUCUAAUAAGACCCUGUAUACAGCAAGUUUUUGUAGAAACUGUAUACCCUGUUCAGGACUAAUGUAACGUUUAGGUUUAAAACCAGUACAAAAACGUGUACGAUCAGUUCGCUCGCUCAACGUUGGUUCCAAAGAGAUCGCAUUCACUUUAAAGGAGAUUAGUGUAAAUUAACUAUAAGGAACGAUCAAGCAACGUGAAUGAACUGAGCUUACAGUGUUUCGACUAGUAAAUACCAGGUUUAUUAGAAAACAAAUCAUGAAUUUACAGUAUCUCAUUUAGCACCAUAUCUUUAUUUGUUUUUCUGUUUAUUUAUAUCUUAAAUUACGUUUUCUAUUAAAGUAGCCACACUAAACCACACGUCACUUCUGUUCAUUGUUUUCAUUCCCCAUUUCUGUACAUUCGUGAUCUUUCCUGAUAAACCUGAUAAAAAAUGGUAUUUGCCGGUCGAAUUAUAGUAACUACAGCCUAUUCAUGUUGUUUGAUCAGUCCUUGCAGAUGUUCUGUUCAGGACAAAGAGGAAAAAAAAACAGUAUCUGUCAACCGACACGUCCCCUUAUCAGGUGCUGCUCCUCUACCCGAAAUGAGAUAAACUAGUGAGCAUUUUCUCGGAAAACUUACGACUCUAAUCUUGGGUCAAGGACCAAUCAACGCAACUAACACGCAACGCAAAUGUUUACAUUACAACUUCAAAACCUACCGAUAAAUCUGCUGUCUGAGAAAAUAGCUUUUGCAAGACUGCAAGUUUGAAUUUCACACAUAUUUUUAACCCCGCUGGACUAUAGGAUCAGUUUUGAUGGGAUGAUCCGCAAAAUUCUGAUAUAAACCAGUCUUUUUCUAGCUUCGACGUACUUAGCAUAACCUGUCAGUGAAUCGUGUCAAUCAUGAUCGAUUCCUAUUUUACGGAAGUUUUUUUAAGCCCGUCCACUGUAACUUAGCCUGCGCGCAAACGAGUAACUAAGAAAUGAACCUUAUGACGUGUCACAUGAGGUUGCAGUUCCUUUAACGGCUCCUAACAUAUGUCGAAAGGGACGCCAUCAUGAAACGCAAACGGUUGCUCUGCCCUUUUUUGGCCCUGUUAAUGCUAUUUUCAACUUCAAAACUGUUAACCCUGGCUGGAGAAUACACCGCUGCUGUUUACGAACACAAAACGUUUUUUGAGGCCGGUUAUCAUACAAGAAGCCAAGCUCUUCGAGUUAUGCAGAAAAACCUUGAAGUCUUCCAAAACGUGUCUCGCCUGGCGAAAGAGAAGGGAGCAGAUGUAAUAGUUUUUCCUGAAGACGGCAUUUAUGGAUUUCUCUUCGAAAAUCGUGAUGAAAUUUUUAAUUACUUGGAAGACAUCCCAGACCCGUCUAGUAUAAAGAAGAAAUGGAAUCCGUGUACUGAACCAGAUCGUUUCCCCAACACGGAAGUGUUAAAGCAGCUCAGUUGCAUCGCUCGCAACUCGUCUAUCGCGUUGGUUGCAAACAUGGGAGAUGUGAAGUUCUGCAAGAAAUCAGAUCCGCAUUGCCCUCACGAUGGAAGGUAUCAAUACAACACAGACAUUGCGUUUGACACCGAUGGCACGCUCCUAGCAAGGUAUCAUAAGCAACAUCUCUUCUCUAAAUAUGAACCACAGUUCAACAGCCCACUGAAGGCGGAAAGAGUUACUUUUAAUACUUCGUUCGGAGUGACUUUUGGUGUGUUUACAUGUUUCGAUAUUAUCUUUUAUGAUCCUGCUAUGGCGCUUGUGGAGAAACUGGGUAUUCGGAACGUUGUGUUCACAACUGCUUGGGUAGGUGGCCUCCCUACCCUGUCUUCGAUAGGGUUCCAGCAAGCUUGGUCCAGAGCUACGUCCGUUAAUCUUCUUGCAUCUAAUCAACAUAAUCCCUCGAAAGCAAUGACAGGAAGUGGAAUAUAUUCAAAAGGUGACCCGCUUCAAUACGUCUACGACGAGACGUCUUCUAAGAAACAUCUCCUAGUAACUCGAGUGCAAGACAAAGAUUCGCAGCUUGAAAUUAAUCAGGAACAGCCUAAAGAAGCUACGCUCUAUGACUGCCAAAUACAGGAGACAUUUACCUCAACAGUUAGACGUGAUAGGUACACUUUUAGCAAGCUAUCCGGUGCUAACGGCAACGUCUGCGUCUGUUCCAAUGAUCUUUGCUGUCAAGCAAACUACUCUACGGUUAGCGAAAAGGCUUUUGAAACAGAGAUGUUUGCCCUCGGGGCUUUCAGCGGCCAUCACAAGAAAAAAACAGGAUACUACAUCCAAGCUUGUAUUCUGAUUAAAUGUGACAAUAUGGAGAAACAAUCCUGUGGUACUGUGUUAAACACAACAUCGUCAACGCUUUUCAAGAAGUUGAGUAUCGCGGGUAAUUUCUCCUCGAAAACAUACGUGUUCCCUGAGGUCUUGCUGAGUAAUAUGCUGUUGACUACAGGAAACGAAACAAAGUACUUUGGAAAUAAACUAGUCGCUGAUGAAUUAGAUCGUCCUUUGUUCUCAGCCAUUCUAUUUGGUCGCACAUUUGCCUUGGAUCCACCAAUUGGCCACCGUGUAGCCUCCACUAUGACUAGUGCCAACCAUGAGGACAACAGUUUAAUAAUUGGAGUUAGUGUAGCAGCUGGGGUAAUUGGGCUGAUAGCGAUAAUUCUCGUCAUCUACUACCGAGAAAAGAUCAAGUCUACUUGUUUUCAUUCUAUUCAGCGUGUGAAGAGAGAUGGGUAUUCCACCGUUUAGCAGGAACGUGUUCAAUAGUCCAAACACUGGGCAAAUUCAUGCAGUCACGGUGACAUUGCCUUUUUGUGAACUUUUAACGGCACCCGUUUCAUGCAAGAAAUAAAGAGCAAGCUAUAACGUUGUUAUUAACCCUCAAAGCCAGUGAUUACAAUCUAGUUUCUCCUUGAAAAAUCACUGGUUAAUCAAACAUAAAGUCAAGAAAUAAACAAAAACGGUACCAUAGGAAAUGUAUGUAGAGCAUUGCCGAUUAUAACCUAUUUGCUGAAUUUUUUUUUAGGUUAAGAGUGAUAACUUUUAAAUAUUUCGUACUACUAAGAAGAAUGAAUUUGCAAUAUUUCAAUUCAAAGUGAUUUAGUGCUUAAGUAGAUAAUGGAUUGCGAGCAGUUUCUUAUUCUUCUUAAAAGUUAUGGUGAAAUGGCACAUGUAGCACACAGCAAUGUUAUUAAGAAGCAAUAAAAUUAGUGGCACAGCUGCAAAGUGCAAGGAGGUAAUUAAUGGGUUUUUAUUUUAUUAAUGUUACAUGUAUUGUCUCCAUUUUUCUUUAAUGUUUUUCUCUCUGAUUUAAGUGCAGCAAUUUGAACAGUAUUUAAUUAACUUUAAACUGUAGGAAGUCAUACGUUUUUAUUACAAUUAAAUGGAAUAGUCUGGCCAAUCAACUCGAUUAGCCUCCGCAGGUAUUUGAACAAAAAAAUUGCCAAAUAUAUUAUUUGACCUUUUUGUUUCACUUACCUUUUGUCUUAGUUACAAUUUUCGGUAAAUAGGCUAAAGAAAUUAAACAGUGAUUGAUAAAUUGAUUGAUUGAUUGAUUGAUAGAUAUAUAAAAGUUAACUGUCAGGACAAUGCAAAUUUACCACUCAAACCGCCAAACAAUCUUAGUCAAGUCAUUUCACUCAAGGCUUUAGAAAGGCUUGUUUAUGUUUCUUUUUAAUUUGGUAAUUUAAUAGUUAAAUUACAUUUGAAUUAAUUUCAAUUUUAAAAUGUUUUAAAUGCUACACGAAUAUUGUAGAAUUAGAAAAGGCUUACAUUAGAUGAAGCGGUAAGAAAAUAACCAAGUCUCUGAAGGGGCACAUAUGACCUCUCAGAGUUACGGAGAUGUAGUGGAAGUAAAUGCUACUGACAUACAUGUAAAACUGCCAUUAAGUUAAUCAUUGUUUUCUUCAUCAUCUUUACGUAACCAUUAUAAUAACCCAUGGCCGAUCCAGGGGAGGGCUCCCCCCCUUAUUUUCAGAUCAUACUGGUGCCCGAACGGCGCAAAAAAAUUUUUUUGAAGACCGCACCCCCUCUUAUCUAAGGGGCUGGAUGAUGACUCCUAUCAACAUACUGUAGUCAUCAUCGCCAUUGGCUGCGGUCACAUCUGGGCUACUAACUAUAGUUAACUAUUUCGGUAAUGUGACCGCUUCUCUGUUCGCUCUAACUAUAGUUAAUACAGACUAACUAUAGUUAUACCCAAGCAAGGUUCGUGGGUUAGUCUUAAGUUUACAAACGAACAACGAAUCAGAAUGUGACACUUCUUUUCGCACGUGCGAGAUGAGCAUAUAUGAAUAUGAAAAACAAGACUCUGUGGGAGCGUAUAUUUGGGCGUGGUCAUACUACGGGUAUGAUACUUUGAACAUGCCUUAUUGCAGCUAAACAACUGUCAUCAUAUCUUACCAGAGAAGAUAAAUCCUUUACUCAACUUGUUUGCUGAACUACACGGCUUAUACAGUAUGUCCCAAUCGGCAACAAAAAUUGUGUCAUUUCAUGACAAUGUUUGAAAAUAUGCACAUCUUCAAUGCAGACAUGCUUGGAGCCAAAUUGCAACAUAUGACAUAAGUGGUUACAGCCCGGAGAGUAAGGUUUAUCUCAGCUCCACUGAUACUGACAAUUUGAGGAAGAAUGACUGACAGAUCUGUUUUCACACCCAUCACACUGUACAGUGUAUUCCUGACAAGGGCAAAUAAAGUUCCUUAAGUCCAGUAUCUACAAGGAUUAAAAAGAGAGUAACAUAUUGCAUAAACUGCUAUAGGGCAGCAAUGUUUACAGGAACAUUGGUAACUAUUAACAUUUGAUAUACUACAAUGUUCAACAUUGCUUGAGAAAAGAUGAGGUUCAAAGGUGGCAAUAUGUACACCUCUAAGUUCAUAUAUAUGCUCAUUCCUAUGUAGAGUCUGAGAAUAUUGUACUAUUUUAUGCAUGGACGGUAUUUCCAACAAUACAGAUGUCCCUUCACUAUACAUAUCUCUAGAAUGAGAAUCGAUUACAUUAUAUCCCCCAGCCUCAAUGCUGUAGAUACCAACACCAAUAAUUGCCACCGUUAAAAUAAAUGAGUUGUAGUUCAGUGCCAAGAGUGUUUCAAAUGCUGUACCCUGUGAGUGGCACAUACAGUAGUGAUACCCCUCAAUUCUGGGAUCACCAUGGGUGUUACAAGUAUAACUGUCACUGUAUUCAAGGUGGAAAAAUUGCUCAAACACUGUAACCAUUCCUGGCAAUUCUGUUAACAUUAACAUAGAUUGUCUUGCAAGCAGUGACAGACUAGAAUAUAACUGAAUACCACCAGUCAUUAUUUGAGUCAUAUCAUCAACUGAAGUAAUCUUUGUUAUCUUACUGUAAAUUAAAGCGCACAGACUCAUUCCGACACAUUGUUGUCCAGCAUUUUCCCCAAAUACUGUAACAUUUCCUUGACAGUAUAGAGCAUGAAUUGUUUUUGUAGCAUCUACAUAAACUGAAGGUCCUGGGUGCUUCUCGAUAUCAGUACAACGCUUAAAUUGGCCAAAAUUAACCCGGUGAUUCAAACUGUUGUGAGGGGCAAAUUCUUACUUAAAAGCCUAUUUGGAUAUCUCAUUCCACCUAAAUCGCCUGUGCUUUGAUGCUUAGACGACAGAUACACCUCCCUCGUUUACGAACUAGUUUUGUAGUUGCCCUUUAAGUAAAAACCUCACACUGUUACGGUUACUUCUGUACCUGUUUAAGUGUAAACAUAUCCUAUUUUUAACGUAACAGUGAAUUUCAGACGACAAUGGUGUGUUUUUCCGAAUACUCUUCCAUGCAAAAAGUGUCACUUUCAGUAUUUUCCUUAACAAAGAUUUUAAUUUGUUCAUCCGAAGUCUGCUAAGUGCAUGACUGCGUUGAGAAAAAUGACUAACCUGAUUUAAACCAAUGGAAUUGUAAGUUCUGUUAUAAAUAGAUUUCCCACGACGAGAUCUCAAUUCAACUUCUUUUAUUUCCUCCACAACACAAUUUUCCUUCUGUACAACUAGCUCAUCACCUUCUCUUAUCGUCACCUCGCUGCCAUCAAAACACUCUAACACAAAACUUGCUGAUAAUGCAAACUCCCGACGCACAGCAUCGUACAUGUACCGCGUCACAACAUACACAAUUAGAUGAAAAAACACAACACGCAAUACAAAAACAAGUACAUUAACCGUCACCCUGCUAAACAAAAUUGAAAUAAUAAAAAGAAUUGUUGCAGUUAUCACAGUAGUUCCAAAAGAAUCCUCAGUCCCUUUUGGUUUCAAUUGCUGACAAUCGUCUCUUCCUUCAUCGAAAGAGAUUUUUAUCACAGGCAACUCGUUGUGUUCCGCAAUGCAAAAAUCAAAAUCACCAUUGUCACACUGAUAACCAGCUACACAAAUCUUGCGACUCUCAAACUUGUUAAACGUUCCUCUGUUUUAACUCUUAUUUAUUUUACACGUACACUCCUGAUAUUCCGAUUUGUCAUUGCGUCUAUGGGGUCCAUGAGUCUUUAAUGUCAUUGAAUGUCUUGAUAAUUUCCUUUGUUUUACUUUGAGUUCGCUGACCAGCUCAUUCCGAAAACACUCAGUGUUUUCUAGUGUUUUCUAGUGUGGGCCUACCGCAAACAGUGUGUGCAUUUGUAAGUUUAACCCAGGAUAACAUAAUUGAACAAUAUAUUAACACGUUCCUCGAAACGCCGCGGCCAAAUGUUAUCCAAACUGCUUCUUACUGCUGCUUCGAAAAAUUUCGGAUCAAACGAUAUCCAAAUCGUCCCUCAUUGGAUUAUCCACUUGACCUAACAAAAUCGACCAAUCAUAAAAUAAGGAAAAGAAAAUGGACAUAAAAUAAAGAAAACAGCAAAUUCAGGUGACCUCUUAGGAAACAUGCAAUUAAAACUGUCUUUCUACGAUUGGUGCAUUUCGAUCCUCUCGUCAAAAACAUGUCAGACGCCAAUCAUCUUAGCGGACCUCUUAGGAAACAAAAGUUUACUUCAACGGGUUCAGAAGGUCUUUGUUUGUGUUGUGAUUUGUGAUUGGUGGCUUUCGAUCAGUUUUGUGAGUUUCUGUGUUUCAAGGUUCGUUGCUUGUGAUCUUAUUGUGACCAAAACCCGACGUUAAUAUUCAAAGUAUUUUUGAUAGAUUUCAUCCCUGGACUUCAGACUUCUAAAUUUCGAUGAGGCAAAAAUACUGAAGAUUCAGAUUAACUUUUGAGAUCGUAAAAGUGCGAUAAAGUGCAGUGUGCUAGCAGAGCUUUCUUUCCCACAUGUCUCUUACCUUGUACAAGACGUUCGCCUCGCCUCGCUUGUUUACUUGUCUUGCUUACGUUAGCACGUAUUGCGUGCCUAUUGCAUAUUUGCGUCAAAACAAGCCGUUUCCAUUACUCUAUUUCCAUUACUUCUAAUUACUUCGGCGGAGCGCGAAGUAAAGGAUUCGCGACGCUCAGGAAUGUAUCAAAGUUACAAUUUUUUGACAAGAUUGGGCAUGCAAAGUCUGUAGGUUUUCGGUUUUAUUCGGCUAUUUGACGAAGUGAGAGCCGAAUUAGUUCGAGAUAUCUCGAGAUAACUUCGAUUUCUUUGAUUUUUUCUUUAACUUUUUCGAGGAAGAAAGAAUUAUUGUUUUGGCUUCCCCGGGGUUUGAACCGCCUCACCUGUGUGAGCCGUCAGGUCAGAAGAGACUCUAAGUUGAGGGAUUAGCCUAUUGCGCUACUGCGACCCAAGGUUGUUCGGGAUAUGAAAAAUAGUUAUGAAAUUAUGCACUAGUUUCGGGACAAGAUUGGGCGUGCAAGUUCGCGACUUUUCGGCUUGUUUCGGCUAUUUCACGAAAUGAAACCGGACUACUUUGUGAUAUCUUGAGAUCACUUUGAGUUUAGUGUUUAAUUUACUCGAGGAAUAAAUAGAGGAUAUUACGUGGCCGCGCAGAGACACGAAAUUUCUCUUCGAGUGUUGAAAAACAUUCCACCAGUGAGCCCUCGUUUCGAACUGCUUUAUGAUGACUUUAAAGUUACAAAAUGCUGUACGAAGACAUUUUGUCUUUUUUGAGUGUUACGUAGUAAAAUUGCUUUCAUACGUUGAGUGACUUUCUCGAACGUUCUCUACUUUUUUGGAUUAUUCAUGAAUAAUAAUUAGGGCAUGUUUACAUUUCAGCAUGAGUCAGCAGAUUUGCAUCAGUUACUGAAGUCAUAAAAUAUGUCGAAAGGCUACUACUAUUCGCCCGUUUAGUAUUUUGUAGAACCUUAUGUCAAACGGUAUACCAGUUCCAAGCGAGGUCUUUUGAUGACCUAAGUUUUUUUCCCACGAGCUGGACUGCUGUGUUUAGUCAAGUGUAACGAAGGUCGAUUUUCAAGUUCUGUGUUUACAAGUUGGCGGAAGCCGUAAGAUAUCUGAAGUUCAAGUGAGAGUUUGUUAUUAUUGGUAGAGGCUGUUUAGUUGUACUUGAGUUCAAGUCAAGUUUGUGUUGGCGGAUGCUGUGUUUUAAAGCUCUGAAAAGGCUAUGUUCCUUUGGUAUUUAGCCUGCGUGGCAGGCGCAAAAAGGGGAGGGGGAGGGGGGAGGGAGAAAGGGAAAAGGGAAGGGAGCACCUGCUCUAAGAGCCUAUGUUUUUGCAUAACGCCUACCAAUUUUCUAGUAAUCCGAUUACGCUUACUGUCAAUCAAUUGUCGCUACACUCGCCAUUGCAGAAAAGCAUUACACUCACGGACUAAAGAAGUUCGCUUAAAUAUUCAGAUCCAGAAGGCACUUUGGAGAAAAUUGAAACCCUUAUUCAGCCGUAAUAAAAAAAGCUUUACGCUUCAAAAGAGGUCAAAGAAAUUGCGCUUGCAUCAGAGGGCAAAUCCUGCCGACCAGAAAACAAUAACUACAGUCAAUCGAUAUGUAUGUCAUGACCUCUCAGUGUGAAACAAGCGGCUAAAAUAUAAAUGCAGAACCUUCCAGAGCAUAAUCUACCCAGCAGAUAAAAACAACUUUAUUGGAAUAAGCAGCAUUUUGGCAUGAGGUAAAACCACCCUCUUUUAUUGCUAAGUUACAUCGGCGAAUGUCAUCGUUCGAUAAAAUGGCUAAAUCUUUCGCUGGGUAGCUCAACAAUUCCAUCUCCUGCAACUGGUCUUCGAUAAUACUUUUCAGUGGCGAAAUGAAGAGAAUCGCCGCAUUACCAUUUAGCUCGUAGUUCUUCGCGGGUACAAACAUUUGGUAAAUUAAACUCUUGCCGUAUCCGGUCCGCAAAACCGCCAGAACAUCUCUGUCGGCUAAAGAGCCCUUACUGCUGAUUCUUGCUCUGGUUUAAAACAGUCUCUCUAUAUGUCUACCACUAGAUAAAUUCACAUCUCUCAAAGCACUCUCUACGACAUCCACGUCUACCGCUGCCAUCUCGACUGUUUGUUGAUUUGUGAAACGCACAUUUCAAUAUGUUACUCAUUACGGCUCAGCCAAUCAGGAUUUGCGGACGCCAGCGUCCGCAGAUAUGAACAAAAGGGGGUUCUUAGAGCAGGUGUCCCCUCCCCCUCUCCCCAAUCCCCCUUCCCUUUUUCCCUUCCUCCCUAUCCCCUACCCCCUACCCCUUUCGACGCCUGCUACGCAGGCUAUUGGUAUUAAACUUCCUUGUGUUAAUCCGACAUUCCUGCGUGCUGAUAGUCAGUGAAUAAUUAUCCUCAAAACAUUCGAACUCGUAACAGCCAAUUCCAUACUCAUCGUAAUUGACUCCUUACCCAUACCUUGCAUAUCUUUAAUCAGCACAUGAGACUGCUAUGCUGUUUUUGAAGCCUUAUUUUUUUUUUGUUAGACUUGUUAUUCACCGCCAGGAACCUCAUAUUUGACUUAGGUCUAAACGUUUAGACCCAAGUCAAAUUUAGAAGGAUUUGUAUGGAGUCAUCAGAGCAUAACUGGGCUAAGAUCUCAGAGAAUAUUUGUCCCGAAAUGCUAAUUUUUGGCAAGUAGGCCUCUUGGAUGUUGCUCUUUUCAGAAUAUCCUGACGAAUCCCAUAACUUCACAAAUUAACACCUUACUCUUACCAUAUUUCAUUUCUUACUAUUCCUCCGCAUUUACAAUUAAGUCAUGGUCCGUGUAAGAGGUAGGCAGGCGAACGGCAAAAGUGAUUAAAAGGUGCUAACUUUUAAUCAUUAAUUUCAAUUAAAUCAAGCCUUCUGAUUGGCCGAAAUCCAAAAAUCGCCAAAAAAACAGUCAGAAACGUGACAAAAACACCUUUUUUAAGCCUUAUUUUCCCCAUUCCCCUGUCUUAUACCUCACGGCCAAGUUUCAGCAUUGUUCUAUGCGCCAAUCAAAAGUUAGAGCGGAAAACGUGCAACACACGCGCGACCUUGUUGUGACCCCAUCUUAGUGUGACACUUGAGAUGUUAGGAAAUUUGUCUUUUACCCGAAGAAAUCUCGUCAAUUUCUUCAUGAAAAAUCUGCAUUUUUUCUUUAUUGAAUAUUUAUCUCAAAUUUACUGUAUUUUAUCAUCGGAGUGAUCGUCAAAAUGCUCUUAAACAUGGUUUGCUGCCUUCCUCGACAUGCCGAGUCGCCAUGUGGCGUAGUUGUUUUCGUGGUCAGGCCGGAUCAGGAGGAGAUCUGAAUAAUUGUGGCACUAGAAAUUGGAGUACAGCUGGGCAUAAAAGGAGAAAGCGAAAGAUUUGUUGUUUUUACAAGGAUCAAUUUAUUUCUCCAAGAGAUGUAGAACACUUGAGCUUGAGGUAAGCUGAAUUCAAUAGAUUUUCGCACCUCCGCGCGCAUUAUGUGUUAUUCAUGUGUUUGCCCUUUUCGAAACUUCCAUAUUCCGUGUAUCUUUACCCAUCUCUCAUUCGAUUUUUUUUCUCUCUAGACUGCUUCAUCAAGCGAAAUGGAAGUUCGCCGUGGACCUUAAGUUAAAAUGAGCGUAUUGAAAUUUGUGACACGUUUGCAUUUUGUACCUUUGAGUUCUGAGACGGAGAAUACCGAGACGGAAGCCGCUUAGGUAUCAUAAAUAGCUGUCACUGGUGUUUGAGUUUGUCUUGGUACGGAAGAUCUAGCGAGCAUGACUGUAGCUUGCCUUUAUUUUUUCCAAGGACGAGAGAGAUUGUAAGAAGGAUUUUUAUAGAGUAAUAUCAAAACCUUGAAAACAGUAGUAUGUAUGAAUACAGUAGUAUAAACUGUAGGAGAGCUUUUUCUGAAACCCAAUUAUCCGAACAUGCAGGAAUUUUUUUUAUCUGGGCAACAUCAUCUUUUUUUCCAAAAGCAGAACAUUUAGAUAACAUUUAGAUUUGAUUUUGUGUACUUGUUGUUGUUCUGUAUGGUGGCCGAAUAUGAACGCGCGACAUUGGCGCGUUCGCCAGAUUCGCCACGUGAGAGUGAAUUGCUGCUGUUUACGAUCAUGGUUUUGACAUUUCUUUUGUGAGAGCCGACGUAAAUGUUGUUCCCAACGUCGCUGAUUGAUGUAACACUGUGCUCAUCUUCGUGUAAUUUCAUAUCAGUUUAACUUCCUCGGGUUUGGCGCAUAGAAAUCUUUUAAAUUUUAGAUAUGUUAUAUUUUUCAACAUAACAAAGCAAUAGACGAAAUAAAAAGUUGUUCGAAUGAGUCUUGAGCUAUCUUAAUUCAACUUUAAAAUUCAAAUUUCGCGCUUUUCGCUGUAUUGACCAAUCAGAGCAUUCAGAUUUAAUUUGAUUAGAGAAAUUAGCGCCUGAAAAAUAACUGACGCUAUUGCCGCGGGCUAUUGUUUUUCUGCCUGCUUCUUAGCUGGACCAUUACUUAAUCAGUUCCACUACCACGACGCCGAAGUAUACGCUCCGUAGCGUCUUGUUUCAUCAGGAAAGCAUGCGCUCGUCUCUGCCGCACCUUCUUUGGCGCCAAUUUGAGCAAGCAGUCGAUUUGCUGGUCCAUUUAUUACUGUUAUUAAAGCAAGGCUAAAAUUGAAACACAGCUGAUACAUGAAUACUUGAUAAGUCAUCCAUAACUCGUUUCCAAAAUAAACUGAAACGGUUCUUUUCUCACGUCUCUUUUCCACUGAAGCGCAUUGAAAGUACGAAAACAUUUCAAGUUUAAACAGUCUCCUAGUGAGUUUUAACUCCCCUCAUUACAUAGAAAAACAUCGUAACGGCCGACGAGGUAAAAUAGAAAGGAAGAGAGAGGACCCUGGGAUCGAGGCUGUUGGAAGUGGCAGACUCGAUAGUCCCAAAUGAAAUAAAGAAAUAAGCCUUGCAAAUACGUGCAGACGUACUGUGUUACAAAUCUGUCUGGGUUUUCAUGGGGUAUAUAAUCUGUGCUACUUAGCUAAACUAAAAUCAAGGGUCACUCUUUAUGGCAACGCUAGGGGGUUAAAAACGCUCGCUGAACGUGAAGUCCGGCUAGCAACAAUUCUAGGGAUUUUAAAUACGCCGGUGAACGAAUCAGAUCAUAUUCGAGACUAAAUGAACGCCUCGAGUCAAACAUUAAUGCGUAUACCACAAAUCGAGUGAAGCGGCGAACUUCUCUCGGUCUCCUUUAGGCUUUUUCGCGUCUCUUCGCACCUCACUUGUUUGUUUGAACUAGCCAAGUUAUUAAUAUGUUUUUUUUUUUUUAAACAGCUGGCGUGAUGCCGAACCGGCUUUGCUAACUUAAUAAAGGUAAAGGAAAAGGAGUAAACUGCUAAAAGUAGGAAGGAAAAGAAAAAGAAAAGGAAGAAAGACAAAAAGCACACAAACUCGAUUGCCGGGAUUCGAGCUCGCGCUUCUCGGCCAGCUGUUAGCUUCUCGUGCCUGAAACUUCACCACGCAGCCAAGGAAACAAAAUACAAAACACGUUCGAUCUCUAAAUGUUAUGUCAGGAACAAUCAUGCGACCCACCGUCUGAAAAAACAUUUCUCACACGGUUAAAAAUGCAAUUAAAAUAUAAAAAAAAGUGACGUGAAUCGUGCAAAUAUCUUUUGCACAAAAAAACUAAAACAGAAGAGAGUGUGACCUUCCAAAACAUCUUUUCUUUAAUAGCCGACUUUCGUGAUGUAGUAUCGGUGCUGCCAGCAGCCCGACUACUAAAUCCAAGUAGAAUCUUUGUGGCUGAAAAAAAAAGCUAAUCGACCGUGGAAAAUCAGGGAGUCUUUCCUUGCUUUUUGAUUGUCAUCGUAGUCAAGCACGCAACAUUAAAAAAGCAGCUGCUUGAGAAUUGAUUUGCGCCAAAAAAGGGAGCAAUUUUCAGUUUAAUUUAUUUCUUUAAGUCAUUCUGCAUAUAUUACAUUCCGCAUAAUUAUGUCAUUCCGCAGGCUAUGUCACAUGCCAUUUCGCAAACUCAUUCCUCCUCUUACCCUCUCCGCUUUUGCAAGACUGCAGGUUUGAAUUUCACACAUAUUUUUAACCCCGCUGGUCUAUAGGAUCAGUUUUGAUGGGAUGAUCCGCAAAAUUCUGAUAUAAACCUGUCUUUUUCUUGCUUCCGCGUACUUACCAUAACCUUUCAGUGAGCGUGUCAAUCAUGAUCGAUUCCUAUUUUACGGAAAAGUUUUUUUAGCCCGUCCAUUGUAACCAAGAAAUGAACCUUAUGACGUGUCACAUGAGGUGGUUGCAGUCCUUUUGACGGCUCCAAACACAUUUCGAAAGGGACGCCAUCAUGAAACGCGUACGGUUGCUCUGCCCUUUUUUGGCCCUGUUAAUGCUAUUUUCAACUUCAAAACUGUUAACCCUGGCUGUAGAAUACACCGCUGCUGUUUACGAACACAAAACGUUUUAUGAGGUCGGUUAUCAUACAAGAAGCCAAGCUCUUCGAGUUAUGCAGAAAAACCUUGAAGUCUUCCAAAACGUGUCUCGCCUGGCGAAAGAGAAGGGAGCAGAUAUAAUAGUUUUUCCUGAAGACGGCAUUUAUGGAUGGCGCUUCGAAAACCGUGACGAAAUUCUUAAUUACUUGGAAGACAUCCCAGACCCGUCUAGUCUAAAGAAGAAAUGGAAUCCGUGCACUGAACCAGAUCGUUUCCCCAACACGGAAGUGUUAAAGCAGCUCAGUUGCAUCGCUCGCAACUCGUCUAUUGCGUUGGUUGCAAACAUGGGAGAUGUGAAGUUCUGCAAGAAAUCAGAUCCGCAUUGCCCUCACGAUGGAAGGUAUCAAUACAACACAGACGUUGCGUUUGACACCGAUGGUACGCUCCUAGCAAGGUAUCAUAAGCAACAUCUCUUCUCUAAAUAUGAACCACAGUUCAACAGCCCACUGAAGGCGGAAAGAGUUACUUUUAAUACUUCUUUCGGAGUGACUUUUGGUGUAUUUACAUGUUUCGAUAUGAUCUUUUAUGAUCCUGCUAUGGCGCUUGUGGAGAAACUGGGUAUUCGGAACAUUGUGUUCACGACUGCUUGGGUAGAUGGCCUCCCCACCCUGACUUCGAUAGGGUUCCAGCAAGCUUGGUCCAGAGCUACGUCCGUUAAUCUUCUUGCAUCUAAUCAACAUAAUCCCUCGAAAGCAAUGACAGGAAGUGGAAUAUAUUCAAAAGGUGGCCCGCUUCAAUACGUCUACGACGAGACGUCUUCUAAGAAACAUCUCCUAGUAACUCGAUUGCAAGACAAAGAUUCGCAGCUUGAAUUUAAUCAGGAACAGCCUAAAGAAGCUACGCUCUAUGACUGCCAAAUACAGGAGACAUUUACCUCAACAGUUAGACGUGAUAGCUACACUUUUAGCAAGCUAUCCGGUGCUAACGGCAACGUCUGCGUCUGUUCCAAUGAUCUUUGCUGUCAAGCAAACUACUCUACGGUUAGCGAAAAGGCUUUUGAAACAGAGAUGUUUGCGUUCGGGGCUUUCAGCGGCCAUCACAAGAAAAAAACAGGAUACUACAUCCAAGCUUGUAUUCUGAUUAAAUGUGACAAUAUGGAGAAACAAUCCUGUGGUACUGUGUUAAACACAAGAUCAUCAACGCUUUUCAAGAAGUUGAGUAUCGCGGGUAAUUUCUCCACGAAAACAUACGUGUUCCCUGAGGUCUUGCUGAGUAAUAUGCUGUUGACUGCAGGAAACGAAACAAAGUACUUUGGAAAUAAACUAGUCGCUGAUGAAUUAGAUCGUCCUUUGUUCUCAGCCAUUCUAUUUGGUCGCACAUUUGCCUUGGAUCCUCCAAUUGGCCACCUUGUUCCCUCCACUAUGACUGGUGCCACUGAACCAUGAGGAUAGCAGUUUAAUGAUUGGAGUUAGUGUAGCAGCUGGGGUAAUUGGGCUGAUAGCGAUAAUUCUCGUCAUCUACUACCGAGAAAACAUCAAGUCUACUUGUUUUCAUUGUAUUCAGCGUGUGAAGAGAGAUGGGUAUUCCACCGUUUGGCGGGAACGUGCUCAAUAGUCCAAACACUGGGCAAAUUCAGUCACGGUGACAUUGCCUUUUUGUGAACUUUUAACGGCACCCGUCCCAUGCAAGAAAUAAAGAGCAAGCUAUAAGGUUGUUAUUAACCCUCAAAACCAGUGAUUACAAUCUAGUUUCUCCUUACAAAAUCACUGGUUAAUCAAAUAUAAAGUCAAAUAAAUAAACAAAAACGGUCAUGGUUGUUAAGAAAAUCUUCUCUUCAGUACCGUAGGAAAUGUAUGUGGAGCAGUGCCGAGUAUAACCUAUUUGCUGAUAUUUUUUUGGGUUAAGAGUGAUAACUUUUAAAUAUUUCGUACUACUAAGAAGAAUGAAUUUGCAAUAUUUCAAUUCAUAGUGAUUUAGUAAGUAGAUAAUGGAUUGCGAGCAGUUUCUUACUCUUCUUAAAAGUUAUGGUGAAAUGGCACAUGUAGCAAACAGCAAUGUUAUUAAGAAGCAAUAAAAUUAGUGGCACAGCUGCAAAGUGCGAGGAGGUAAUUAAUGGGUUUUUUAUUUUAUUGUGUGGUUUUAGAAAAUAUCCAUGCCCCACGGAAGGGAUUUGUCGUAUGAAACCCCCUCCCCUGUGGAUUUUCCAAAAUCGGCCCCCAAAAUUUACCCCCCUCCCCUCCGGAAUUUCCAAAAUUUUCGCACACCCCCGGGAAAUGUUGCUUUCUCUAAUUGAAGUCAACAAAGAAGUAGUUUUGUUCACCAGGAUGCCAAAUUUUGUGAGUUUCAUGUAUUUUCUGUGGAAUUGAAUAACAGAUAAGCGAAUUCCUUAUGCGCUCAAGUCACAGACAAAUUUUGUGCGUUUCAUGUAAUUCUGCAAUACUGCAAAUGAAAUGCAAGGUCGCGUAGCAAACAUAACUGUACUUUUCUCGCACUGCGUCAAGAAGAAACCAACACUUGAAGAAGUAUAACUAGUAAUACUUGGCACUACAGCUGCCCCCGCUCUGUAUGUUGUCGGGCAAUAGUAUUCUUGCUCGUUGUGUAGCUCUUAAAUAUACCGAUUUCAUAUAUAAUGAAGAUGUUCUCACAUAUUCCAUACAAUAGGUGAGAUAAAUUCAGGAAACGCAAGGUUCCAUGCACAGUUUCGAUUCGAUUUACACAGCUUUGAUCAAAACAUUCUCAGUUUCGAGAAUAGUUUAUUCUAAACCACAAGAAGAGAUUUCAUUAGAAGUUUAAUUUUUCGCUAUUUCUGUUUCACCUUUUGCAUUUAGUUCAUUUUAUUUGCCGGAAAGUAAGCCUUAAAAAUUAAAAGGACGUUUGAUCAAAUCACGCUCGCGCAUUCUAGUCUUUUAAACUUUAUAGCGUAGGGACAUCUGUGCGCGGGGAAUAAGUCAGCACAGAAUUUGAUGAUCGGCGAAUUUCUGUAAUCGUCCAUCGUUCUGCUAGUGAUAAGCUAGCCGUUGAAUCAUUCACUUUGGGGCCGAGUCUUAUUCCGGUCAAAGAAAGAGAAAGAGUGUCUGGCAAGGUUUCCAAUCAAAGAUUUGUGAACUCGUGUCUGGCAUAACUCACUUGAUGUUAAAAUAUACACUGUUAUACGCACCUUAUAACUUCAUCUGCGCUUAACGAGUGUCUUUUGGUCCAUAACUUUCGUAACAACUGCUCCACAGAAGAUCACUGAUAACUCGUAAAGCAGAAAACUAUCGAAGUAUGACUGCACAAUUAAUGUCACAAAAUCUACCUAUUGUAAGCGGUUCCUUCGGGAUUUUUUGUGUUUUACGUCAUCCUAACCAUUUCGUACUUGCGGGCGCAAACAAUAGAAACGUCAUCAUUACCUACCGAUUCCUCGCGGCCCCUGUUCAAGCAAAUCGAGAUUUUUUCUAAUUGCCUGUAUGACUGUAUAUUUCAACUGUAAGUACUUUCCUUAAUAUACGCGCGAGUUACUAGAGUGCCUCCACGGGAUUUUGCCCAGAAAUCCCUGCGGGGGCAAUUAAGGGGAUUAGGACCUCGUCGGGCGAUAGGACGGUGUGAGUAUCGAAUCUCGUUUUACCAAAUUUGCAUAUUUGAGUCUGCGGUAAAAUAGUGCGUCCCCGAUUUCAUUGAUAAGAAAAUUGUCACGCAAAGUUGAACCUGGUGGAAAAGACUCGUGUAACUUCUUUGUGAUAGAGAAACAGUUAAGAGAAGAAGAAAUGCUACCAAUAAAAAAAAAAUUAUUUUUCGUGUUUUGUGUUCUCGACAUGCAAGGAAAAUGAAGUUUCGUUCUGCUGGCUCAUAAGCUACAAAAGCGUAAAAGAUAAAAAAUAUUAUUUUCGGGACACUUGUUGAAAAAAAAACUCAAGUAUUGACUAAAACGUAUGUCGAUACUGUCGAUUACAAAGGAGCAGAGAUGCGUAACUAUUCAUAUAUGUUACGUUUGUAAACAAAAUUCGUAACGUACGUGACCUGGAGAAUAACAGAUCGUUUAACCUGAGAUCAGGCCCAAUUUUAGCGGUUCUCAUAUAUUCUCGCUAACGGCUACCGCCAUGCCCGCCGGAAUGUAAUUUUCAAAGCGAAACGAAAAUAGAGCCUGAUCUCAGGUUACAGAUCGUUCGACGCGAGUGGCUAGCGACGAAAUGGUUUUGGGAUGGAAACAAGGCUAAAAUUUAUCUUUGAACAGAUAGCUUCAGUUGCUGGAACGGUCGACAAAUCCUUUUUCGAACGGAUAGCCCAUGCCGUUCGAACGGAUAACAAUUUUUUCAAACGGAUAUCCCAAGCCGUUCGAACGGAUGACAACUUUUUUCAAACGGAUAGCCCAAGACGUUCGAACGGAUGACAACUUUUUUCAAACGGAUAUCCCAAGCCGUUCGAACGGAUGUCAUUCUGACAACUUUUUUCAAACGGAUAGCCCAAGUCGGUUCGAACGGAUGACAAUUUUUUUGGGACAGAUACCCCGAGCCGUUAAUGUAUUAUUUAAAUGCUAAUAAAUGCACUUUCUCGCUAAAAAGUCAUUUCUUUUUUGCCCAUUUCUCCGUUUAUUAGUAUAUAUUAUUUAAAUGCUAAUAAAUGCAUUUUCUCGCUGAAAAGUCAUUUCUUUUUUGCCCGUUUUUUCAUUUAUUGGUAUAUGUUAUUAAAAUACUAAUAAAUGCAUUUUUCUCGCUAAAAAGUCAUCUCAUUUUUUGCCCAUUUCUCCAUUUAUUAGUAUACAUUAUGUAAUUUAAUAAAUCUGUUUCUUUGACUUUCACUGUUAAAGUUUUUUGUUAAAAUAUUUUUACUAGUACUAGUCAAGUUUUUUGAAUACUUUGCAAACAUCUGAUGACCCCAAAUCCGUACGAAAACGGCAAACCGUAAGUAACGUUUCGCGAGAGAGGUCACGCCAAGAGACUGACAAAAUAUGUUAGUUAUGUCCAUUAAUCCAUAGGUUUAGUAGCUCUUUAACUUUCAUCGUGUUUUAUAUCUUCGCAAAUAAAUUGUUGUGGUAAAUUUUUGUGUUUUUUCUUUGUUACUCUCUCACGCGUCACGAGAACCCUCCGGAAAUAUUUCCCUAUGGUGACCCCCCCCGCUUCCCACUGGAAAAUUAGGCAAAUUGGCGCCCCCUUCCCCCUGGAAAAUCCGAUCCCUUUUGUGGGGGGGGGGGGGAUAUGGAUAUUUUCUCGAACCACACAUUACAUGUAUUGACUCCAUUUUUCUUUAAUAUUUUUCUCUCUGAUUCAAGUGCAGUAAUUUGAACAGUAUUUAAACUGUAAGAAGUCAUACUUUUUUAUUACAAUUAAAUGGAAUAGUCUGGCCAAUCAACUCGAUUAGCCUCCGCAGGUAUUUGAACAAAAAAUUGCCAAAUAUAUUAUUUGACCUUUUUCUUUCACUUACCUGUUGUCUUAGUUACAAUUUUCGGUAAAUAGGCUAAAGAAAUUAAACAGUGUGAUUGAUAAAUUGAUUGAUUGAUUGAUUGAUUGAUAGAUAUAUAAAAGUACUGUUGUUUUCUCUAUGAAGCAGUUUGUCAGGACAAUUAAUGCAAAUUUACCACUCAAACCACCAAACAAUCUUAGUCGAGUCAUUUCACUCAAGGCUUUAGAAAGGCUUGUUUAUGUUUCUUUUUAAUUUGGUAAUUUAAUAGUUAAAUUACAUUUGAAUUAAUUUCAAUUUUAAAAUGUUUUAAAUGCUACACGAAUAUUGUAAAUUUAGAAAAGGCUUACAUUAGAUGAAGCGGUAAGAAAAUAACCAAGUCUCUGAAGGGGCACAUAUGGCCUCUCAAAGUUACGGAGAUGCAGUGGAAGUAAAUGCUACCGACAUACAUGUAAAACUACUAUGUAUUUAGUUAAUCAUUGUUUUCUUCAUCAUCUUUACGUAACCAUUAUAAUAACCAGUUGCGGAUCCAGGGGAGGGCCCCCCCCCCCUUAUUUUUAGAUCAAACUGAGGCCUGAAGGGCGGAUCUUUGUUAUCUUACUGUAAAUUAAAGCACUUACCAGUUACAAACUGGUAACGAUAACCUUAUAUGGUUGUGAGGUCCCUGUCUUGUCAACCAGUCGAUUAAAUAUGACAAAUAUGCCCUAGAACUGUGGAUUUCUACAGAACUGGCGAUAGAAAAUCAAUUUUACAAGACAAAAAUGAAAAUAAUCAAGGAAAGUGUAUUCCAUCGGCUUGUGAAUCUGUUUACCGUGAGAUUUUGAUACCUCAACGUGAGACCGUGAGAUUGCUCUCAAAAUCGUGAGUCUCACGUUAUCUUGAGAGGUCUGUUUCUUCUUAUAUUUAGCGACACGUGUGAAAUGUUCCGCCAUUUCCUACGGCCCAAUCAAAACAACGCAACUUCGUCCCCAAGGCUUCUCGGUUGCCGACCCUUUUUCCGGCGUUUACCCUGGACUGCUGCCGUCAUUUUCCGGACAUGGUAAACGUGUUUCAAAUUUUGUCGUCGCUAGCUGAUAAUGAAAAAUUUGGAGUGGGAUUUGAGCCCUCGUCCUCAAAUCUGAGGCUCUCUAUUAUGAAUAAAAAAUAAAAUAAUUUUUGAAUUCAAUUUUGUAUGAUCUGAAGAAUUAUGCAGACUGGGAGGGUGUUAUCGGCCGAGGUGGAUAACACUCGCUCUACAUAUUUCUUCAGAUCAUACGCAGUCUCGAUCAGUAAUGGCUAAAUAAAGCUAAAUAAACAGCAUCACAGGUAAGUACUACCCAACAACUUUCAUUUCAAUAGAAAUACUUCAGACGUACUUCAUCGCCCCAUGUAAGGUAAUCCGGAAUCCGGAAUCCACGGCUUUGGAAUCCGGAAUCCAAGCAUUGUAAUCCAGAAUCCAGGUUGCUGGAAUCCACUCUGUUGUGAUGGUUCCAGGGCCUCUUCUUUUCCUUUAGUGACUGUUGCGUGAAAAUCUCAUGUCGCAAGGACGCGCAACAGGCAUGUUCACGCGUGUUUCACUCGCAGGAACAUCCCUUGUCAUUGUGACAUAUCGGGUAUCAAUUUGAAACAAUGGUCACAUUAUAAUGACGUGACAGAAUCCCAGGGAGUUGAUCGAUCUAGUUUAUUAACUUCAUUAGCCUUAACACGUGACGAGCAAUACUUGUUAGUUGGAGACGGGAAUGGUUCAUGUAGUCAUCUUUGUCAAGUGAGAGGACGAUUGAAACUGAGAACAGUAUUGCAGUGACAGAUGGUGGAACCGUGUUCUUGUCCUCCAGCAAAGAACAUGCACUGUUCAGUUUGAAGGAAGAAGAGAUGCUUGGGGGUAAAGAAACCCUAACAAAAGUGUGUGGAGAAACUGCAGGCCAUCGUGAUGGUGUCCAAAGUCGAUGGAACAAGCCUACUGCUUUAUGCGUAUAUCGAAACACUGUUUUCGUAUGCGAUACCGGUAACGUAGCAAUAAGAAUGUUGACGUCAGCAAAGGGACUGAUCCCCCUGCAAAGUAAGAUGGCCCAAUAUGCAAACGUGUUCCGACUCGACAAGAAAGCCAAAGAAGAAGACCUACCACGUACAUUUAAAGAUCAUGUGAAAUCUGUCGAGGAGUUGGUUGCAUUUCUCUCUAACCACGAACAGGAAGCCCUGGAGAGGACGGGCAAGCGAAAUACCAACGGUCCGGACAUGACCAUACCUCGAUGCACCCGACAGUCCUUCCUCAUAGUGCUAGAAUCGCUGACCAGCCUUACCAACACGCUAACGGAGAUUGGGCAUAGUCACCUUCUGGAAAGGAUCUGUUUCGAAAGUAUGACAACUUUGGGCGUGGAAUGCUAUUUCAAAGAAAUGCGAGCAGACCACGACAUGCCUACAGUGGCUAACUACGCUUACAGAAGAGCGCGCUGCGUGGAAGACGAUAUGCUGCGCAUUUACCAGAAGGAUUUCUCGUAUUUCACUGGGCCCAAUUCAUAUUAUCCGGAGAAAAUUAUCGAAGGUGAACCCCCAAACAUCAAGACGCGACCAAACAAGCUGUCAGCAAUCACUGAAGGAACAGGUAGCAAAGAAGAAGACACAAGGCGAGAAACUGUGAUGCGAGAAUUUGCUAAGGAGUAUGGAAGAGGCGUAAGACAGGAAAAUGUCCGCUCAAAAACGAAAGAGCUAACUGGCACCCUUCCUUAUGCCCUUAGUAUGUGUUCCACUACCAUCACAGCCUCAUUAGAGGAAAGCGAAGACGUAACAACAGCCUGCCAAUUUGUGGAUGCUAAUGUGGCAUUGCGGAGUACGGCUGUACGGGUGCAAACCAUUUACCAGAAAGACGACAUAUUGGCAGUAAGACACAACCGUAGAAGAGAGAUCUCACCCUUCUGGCUAGCAGUUCUUCUGGAGGAUGUACAAAUAGAAGUGAAUGGUGGAAAUUUUGUGCAGCAAAGAGUAUUCCUAAAAUGGCUAAACCAAACAAGUGAUUCACUAACAUACACCUUCGGUGAUGUCUGUAAUGGGAAUUCCCCCAAGUGCAUUCUAACCCGAGUACUCGACUUUUCUUCCGAUGGAUCAGACAUCAUUUUAACAACAGAGGAGGAUAACAGGCUCUGUCGAAUUGCUAAUGGGGACUACGGUGACGAUGAUGACAAUGAGAAUGAAACUGCACCACCAACUGCAGAGGAUGAGGGAGAAGUAUCCCUCCCGAUAAGACUGCCGGGAGUUAGUUUAUCAGGACGGAGAACGACACGGUUUAUUCUAAGAUAAACGUUUCCGUUGCCUGCGUAGCUUGUAUUAUAGUAAUUGGACUAUCUUCACGCUAUUUGUUGGUAAGCUGUAACUGAAGUUUUACAUUUCUGUGUGGCAAUUAAACAAUUCGGAGACGAAUUAUGUUUGAACCUGAAAAGCACUGAUUUUGGCAAUGUGUACCUCUUUUGUUAUUGUUGACGCCGUUGUUAUUAUUAUUAUAAGAAUAGCCCUUCCUCGUUAGUAUUUCUUCAACGAUGUGGACUCAGUGGACUUCAGAAACCGCUCCUAUAUUCAUAAUCCUCUCGGGUAAGGCCAAGAAUUAUAUUUCAUACUUAUAUUUUAUAUGAGACAAUGUACACUUCGGGUAAAAAAAGAACAAGCUUUUUUGGUGAAAACAAAGUACAAAGGAAACGUUAAAAACCAGAAAAUAGAAUUUUGAAAUCUGGAAUCCAGCCACUUAUGGAAUCCGGAAUCCACGGAUGUGGAAUCCGGAAUCCACAGGCAUGGAAUCCGGAAUCCACAGCGUGGAAUCCGGAAUCCAAGACUCUCUUGGAUUACCUUACAUGGGGCGAUACUUCAGGAUUUUAUCUACAGGCUCAAAAUUUAUUACCACUUUGUACAACCUAAUAUGAAUAGCAGACUACAGGAAAGUACUUCUCAGUGGCUUUCAUUUGAAUGGUCACAUCCGCAGGGUCAGCGACAUAUAAUGUAUGACAAAAUUUUAGAUUCAAAAGGCUGAUAAUUUUUACUUCAUUUCAUUUUACUUCUUUUCCUACAGAAUCAAGAAGAAUCUAGUGUCAAUCAAGGUUUCUCCGCAAAAAGUGAGGCAGACCUGUCCCAUUUUGGAAAUCAAAUUUCUCUUGAACCUAAAACAUCUUCUCAACUACAUCUUGAGUCUAAGGGGAGAGGUUCUGUAAAGCAGGAAAAAAAUGUGAAAGACAAGUCAGCGUGGAACUUAACUGAGGAAUUCCCUUUUUCGAGUCAGUUGUUUGAGCGAGAAAUACGGCCGUCAGGAGCGAGAGAUUGUGAAGAUCAGAAAAAAGAUGUGAAAGAUGAGUCAGUAUGGAGCUUUUCAGAGGAAUCUCCUUUUUCGAGUCAGUUGUUUGAGCGUCAAAUGCGGCCAUCAACUGACGAGCGCUUAAGCGACCUCGCAGGCGCAAACGCGCUUCGGGAUGCUGAAACACGGGCAGUGAGAGCAGGUUCUUCGAAUUCCAAACAUGAUUUCUCUUUGUCAAGUCAACUCUUUGAACAUGACACAGACUUCUCAACUGCUGAAAAAGAGUCUGGUGGCAAAACGUUUGAAACAGUGACAGAAGGCUCAAGUUUAUACCAAGACAUUGAGCCCUCGACGAGCACUGGCGAUUCCAGCGUUUCUUCUCGAAGAAAACAGUUUUGGGAAAAGGCUCGAAAGCUGGCGUCUAACAGAAGGAGAUCAAUGCUUGAGGGCGGACGGGUGGUUUCAAAAGAAGAUGGUGAGUAGAAGUCUCCUGAUGUUUGGUCUAUGCUUUAAGAGUCUUAUAAAGAAUUUACAUUCUUAAGGAUAUCGGAACUGUAAUAUUGUAGGUUGAAGUUUCUUCUCAAAAAAAAGAUUGAUUAUAAUCUUCUUGAUGUGUGUAGCCCUAAAUAAGAUUGUUUAUGGCAGAAACUGACUUUUCAACUACCUGUGGGAGUCAUACUUAUGUAUCUGAGUCAAAGAGGUUAAUGCAUCGACAGUUGAUGAUCACGAGUAUUAACCUAAAAAGACUCAAGUUAUUAGGGCAGUGACACUUGACAGUUCGAAGACUUGACAAACCUGUGGCCCUCUGACAAACUGUCCCCAACUAACUGGAGACACUUUUUAGGUUGAAUUUGAAUUCAAAAUAUUGGUUAUGAGGGAAAGAGAAAACCUUAGAAACAAACCCAUCCCUGCAUCUAGUUGUUAACAUAAUUGAUCAGUUAAGUCGCGAUGAUGUUGGUCACCUGUAAAAGGAGCCGGGAAUUCCAUGCUGACGACUUGUCAAUAUCCUGAUCUGAAAAUUGACACGUCAUCAGUAUGGAAUUUCUGCGCUCGUUCCUCAUACGUCGUUAGGGACUUUAAGAUCCAACGACGCGGACGACAACGAGAACGUCAAAAAAACAAUUGGUUUAAGUAGCAAACCAACAACUUCGCACGUGCAUCACACUUUUUUGUACAUUUAUUUCCCGUUUUUGCACGACUACGACGUGAAAAUGUCUAAUUUCGCGUUUUAUGGAGGACGUAAACAAGCAACGACGAAAUUUUAUUUCUCUUUCUGAGCUUGAAUUUGGUCCCUUGAAAUUCAGUUUCAGGAAGGUUCGCCUACAAUUGACAAAGUAAGUGGGUAGGAAUAAUCGCUAUAAAGACUGAAAUAACGCAAAUUCAGUUUUAAAGCGACGUUCUUGUCGCCGUCGCGUCGUUGGAUCUUAUAUAAAGUCCCUAUUUCACGGUUGGCGUCGAAGAAAUGCCGGCUCUUUUGUCAGGCUACCCACUCUUAAGUCAUUCAGUUUAGAUGUAUGAGAGAUAAUUAGUAUAGGUAAGUAAUAGCAUGAUUUGUAGUGAUAUUUGGCAUAAAUACCACGAGUGAUAUUUCAAAAUUGUUAUACGUAAUUUCACGAGCCGUUAGACGAGUGAAGUUUGAGAAAAUUUUGAAAUAUCACGAGUGGUAUUUAUGCCAAAUAUCAUGUACAAAUCCUGCUAUCAUUUGUUUAUACUACUACCCGCCAAAGGUUUGUAAUUUUAACAUGUAGGUAUUUCAUCUUAAGGUGAAAUACCACUGCUCUAAGCCAAUCAAAUUAUAGAAAUUUCUCCUGUAGUAGCACAAUAAUUGUUAUUAACUCUGCAUAACAAAUCUCCUCACAGAAUCAUUACCUGCUCAUCAAAAGUAUGCCGCAAAACAGAAAGAUGCUGAUUCGUACAAACUGGCAUGGAUCGCUGGUAUCCUCAGAGGAGAUAGAUCACGUGGUACGUUAUCGACAUGUAAUAACCCUUAUGCAUGUUUCUCCAGCAAGUCUCGUUUAAAUUAUUAAGUUUGCUUAGUGUUUGAUAUAUGAGCUCCAAAUGAAGGACAGUUGUAAAAAAAAACUGAUGUGCAAGAAUUGUAAAUACGAAGAAAGUUUGUUCACACGUAAGUCUUGGUGAUGCAUACGUAUACCUGCAUAAAGGCUAUUAUGACAUCCCAGUUGAACUAAGCCAAAAUGAGCAGCCUACAUAAAAAGAAGAAGUGUAAAACUCAACCAUCAUUUGUUCUGCUUCCUUACGGAAUAAGCUACCCUAUACGUGUUUAAGGUGAUGUUUGUUUUUCAGAAUUUUAAAAACACAUAUUGUGUUUUCGGCUGUGAAAAGAAGUCUCUAACAUUUGUAUUUUACUGCAGCCGAGUACUGAAGAUGAUUUUUUUUUGCCUCUACAGAGAACGAGAGUGAUGCAUGAGACUUGCUUACCAAGAGUUUUACCAGCGCUGAUAUUUAUUGCAAAACACCAUAAUCUGACUUAUCGGACUUCACCAUAUUCUUGUCACUAACUCUUAUCAUCCUGUCCUUAUCAUGGGCAGCCUGGGAAUUUUACUUUCAUCUAGCAUCGCACCGAUGAACUGCGUCUUUUUACAUAUGGAGUGAAAAAUGUGUAACCAGAUAGUUUGUCUUUCAUUGUCAAGGGUCGUCAAUCGGAAAAGGUGUAUAGUCAACGAAGUUUCUCUAUCGAUCACCCAUCGACUAUCUCCCGCAGAUCGAAGGAAACUGUUUUGCAUCUUCCCUUGCUGUGCAGAUGGUGUUUACCGCUUAAUAGAAAUACGCGCGUCAUUAGAUUUUAACUCCAAGCGUGUAUCAGGCCUUUAUUUUUUUCUUUCUAGCUCCGUUCUCUAUUCGCCCAGUCCCCACUUUGAUCCGAAUGCUUGGAAUCCGGUAGCCUGCGCGCAGAC
Porites lobata is the source of this 44862-nucleotide messenger RNA. Lineage: Eukaryota; Metazoa; Cnidaria; Anthozoa; Scleractinia; Poritidae. The record is from the annotation of a GenBank genome assembly.